Podarcis lilfordi (Lilford's wall lizard) is the source of this 71272-nucleotide messenger RNA. The record is from the annotation of a GenBank genome assembly. NCBI's taxonomy places the organism in Eukaryota, Metazoa, Chordata, Lepidosauria, Squamata, Lacertidae.
AUGCACAUUGCCGUGGCGUGGUGAGGCUGGUGGAGCCACUGCAGGAAGGAGGGGGGGCAAGCCCGUGUAAGGACAUGAAGGAGCAUAUUACAAUAGAAUUGUUCUAUUAUUGAGGGACAUGCUUAAAUGUUACAUUGCAAAUGGGCCCCUCGUUAGAAUGUCUAGCCUGGGCAGAUAGAGAUAAAGAACAAGGAUUUAUUGUCACACAAGGAUGAGGGAGGUUGCAGGAAUCAUAGAAUCAUAGAGUUGGAAGAGACCACAAGGGCCAUCGAGUCCAACCCCCUGCCAAGCAGGAAACACCAUCAGAGCACUCCUGACAUAUGGUUGUCAAGCCUCUGCUUAAAGACCUCCAAAGAAGGAGACUCCACCACACUCCUUGGCAGCAAAUUCCACUGUCGAACAGCUCUUACUGUCAGGAAGUUCUUCCUAAUGUUUAGGUGGAAUCUUCUUUCUUGUAGUUUGGAUCCAUUGCUCCGUGUCCGCUUCUCUGGAGCAGCAGAAAACAACCUUUCUCCCUCCUCUAUGUAACAUCCUUUUAUAUAUUUGAACAUGGCUAUCAUAUCACCCCUUAACCUCCUCUUCUCCAGGCUAAACAUGCCCAGCUCCCUCAGCCGUUCCUCAUAAGGCAUCGUUUCCAGGCCUUUGACCAUUUUGGUUGCCCUCCUCUGGACACCUGGAAGGAGGGAGAGAAGACCAAGACCUUAUAUGGUAAUAUAGGAACUUAUAAGUUUCGAUUUCCCAGAAAUCAGGUGACUUACAAGAAAUCAGGUGACUUACAAGAGAUCAGGUGGUAUUCUAUUUUGCAAAUCUAUAUAAAGGGGCGCACCCUGACUACUGUGUACAGGUUGCGUACUGAUCGCCCUGUGCCUUUGUUCUGCAUAUGCACUUCAAAUAAAAAAUCCUGUUAAUAACCUGCAAGAGCGUUUUGCCGCUUUGUGUGAAUCUGUGCUUCAGGGACCGAAAUAGCAGAUAUGUGUGGUCCUUCAGACAUAGGAAGUUGCUAUAACUUUCGAUUUCCCAGAAAUCAGGUGGUAUUGUAUUCUGCAAAUGUAUAAAAAGUGGGCGCACCCUGACUGGGGUGUGCAGAUUGCGAGCUUAUCGCGCUGUGCCUUUGUCCUGCAUACACAUUUCAAAUAAAUCCUGUUGAAUCCUGCAAGGUUGGUUGCCACUUCGUGUGAAUCUAUGCUCCAGGGACCCAAUAGCAGAUAUGGAAAAUGUCCAACAAUAGGAAUUUGUUCAUUCCCCCCCCCCAAAAAAAAUAGUCUGGCCCACCACAUGGGCUGAGGGACGGUAGACCGGCCCACGGCUGAAAAAGGUUGCUGACCCCUGAUCUAUUAUUCCCUUAAGUGAAGUCUUUUGAAAGCGUGCAUGAAAAGUUUGCAUUUAAAUCGAACACUUUGCACAGAUGUUUGCACCAUCUAUGAACCUGUGUAUGCAACAGCUGAGCUGCACAUUUGUACAAUUAUUCACAUGUCAUGUUCAAUGAGUGUGCAGCUGUGUUACUCCCCGCCUGGAACCCGGAGAGCUGCUGACAGCCAGAGUAGACAAUACUGUGCUAGAUGGGCCAAAUUUUCUGACUCAAAUGUCCAGAUGUUCUAUACAAGGCAGCUCCUGGUGUUCCUAUAUCCCUGUAUUCCAUUUCUUUGCAAGCUAGAUGGUCGGGUUAUUAUUAUUAUUAUUAUUAUUAUUAUCAUCAUCUGUAAAUAUUCGAUAAACCAUUUCCAUUCUUUUAUAAAUUGUAAACAGUUAAGAACAUUGGCAGGAUCGUUGUCAUAACCUGCAGUUUUAUAAGAGUAUAUAUUUAAAGUAGAUGAAUAAAUGAGCAAAUUAAGUUAAUUUGGAUAUGCAGAAGAUAUUAAAAAUAAAUUUAAGGAACCGCAGAAAGAGGGGGAAGGAAGUCAAGCUUUGAAAUGUUAAAAUGACUGUAAAAUUAGUGAAAUGUAUAAACCUGAAAAGUAUAUAUAUAUAUAUAUGUGUGUGUGUAUAUAUAUAUAUAUAUAUAUAUAUAUAUAUAUAUAUAUAAUAUUCUAAUUUGUUCUGUACGUACCAUAGCUGAGCUGGACAAAUCAGCAGGUGAGCAAUCUUUCACACAAACGCUUUUAUACGUGUAGAUAUCUCGUGUACCUGCCAGCUGCAAACAUCUCUUAACUUUCUUAUGGCAAAUGUUGAGCCAAGCAGAUGUGUGCGGAAGAAGAGGAACAGGAAACACUGCGUUCUGCUGCUCUCUUGUGUCCAAAGGCCGUUAUAGCACAAACACAGUGUCUUUGUAACCCCACCCGCUCACAGACUUGUCAAUUGUGGAGGGGGUUCGUUUUAUUUACCUUCUGUUUUGAGCCUGGAAAGCCCCAUCGCCUGUAAAUACAGCUAUGCCCCCCUUACAUGCACCAGCAAGUUUGACCUUGAGUGCUAAAAUGGGCAAAAGGCAGGCUUGAAGGUUCUCUUCGGAGCUGGAAACAGCUGGUGUUGGUGUCAACUCGGGCGCUUCCAGAAAGCCUGUGCGUUGCGCAUUCGUCUUGAUUUGUUUGCAGGGAAGUUCGACCAUGCUAGCGAUUUGUUUAAUUCUAUUAAUGCUUAACUGUUGGUUUUUUUAAAUGUUUUCUCUAUAAUUUUAGUGAUUCAUGUUUUCAUCUUUAAGCCGCCUUGAGUCUUGUUAGGGGAAAAGGCAGAGUAUAAAUAAGAGAGAAUAGCUAGGUUGAUCUAACAAUAAAUAACAACAACUACAACUACAACUUAUUAUUUAUACCCCCGCCCAUCUGGCUGGGUUUCCUCAGCCACUCUGGGCGGCUAACAACAGAAUUAAAAGCACAAUAAAACAUCAAACAUUAAGGAGAUGCUCCUUCAGGUAUACUGGCCUGAGGCUGUUUAAAAGGUCAGCACCAACACUUUGAAUUGUUCUCAGAAAUGUCCCGGGAGCCAAUGUAGGUCUUUCAGGGCCGGCGUUAUAUGGUCUGGGCGGCUGUCCCCAGUCACCAGUUUAGCUGCCACAUUCUGGAUUAGUUGCAGUUUCCGGGUCACCUUCAAAGGUAGCCCCAUAUAGAGCGCAUUGCAGUAGUCCAAGCGAGAGAUAACAAAGAAUCAUAGAAUCAGAAGGGACCCUGAGGAUCAUCUAGUCCAACCCUCUGCAAUGCAGGGAUAUGCAGCUGUCCCGUAUGGGGAUCGAACCUGCAACCUUGGCGUUAUCAGCAGCACGUUCUAUGUUCUGUGCCUUUGAGAGCUUCGUGAGAAUCAGGCAGAAGAAUAACCAGUGCAGGGUCCGUCCCCCCAGCAUGGAAAUUGAGUACUGUAGUUAAUAUUGCAGAAUCGUACCCCAUUGGGCAAAGGGUGAGAGCCCUGUGCGGAAUGGGACACCAAUGUUCUCAGCAUUUUCCAGGAUCAGUAUGCGAAAAUUGGCUCAUAAUCCCGCGCGUGAGAUGACAUCAUUUCUACUCGCUCUGGCUCAUAUUCACGAACCGCGGCUAAGCCUCAGAACUCUAAGGAUUUGGACAUUUGUAGAAACCAACAUCAAACUUAACGAGAAGCUUCUAAAGGUUACUGGGUCUUUGUAGAUGAUCAAGAAGGGAAAACGUACUUUGAACAAGCAAUUCGUGGCAGGAAUCAUUAAUAGGCAGCCACUCUUUUGAGGGCUGGCGUGGAAAAGAUUUGGAUUGUUGGCUACAGAGGUGCGUAGGCUACAUUUUGAAAAUGAAAUGAAAUAUAAUUUCAAAGAGGCACGGAACUGAUUGAUCUUUAUCUGUAAACAGAAUGGUUAAACAGACAGUGUAAACAAACCAACAGAUAAAUGUCAGUAACAAAAUGGAGUUGAAAUUGAUUUUGUUAUGUUUAGUUCCAGUAUUCCUCCAAGGAGCUCAAAAUGGCUUUCCAUGAGAGACAGUGAGAGGGCCACAACAACCUUGCGAGGUAGGCUCGGCAGGCCCAGAGUCACCCAGCAAGCUUCAUGGCUGAGUAGGGGUCUAAGUAGGGGAUCCUAAUCCAAAAAAAUUACUGAAACAAAUAUAUAUUUUAAAAACAAAAACCAUCAGAGUAAUUAAAAAGGGAGGGGACCUCCUUGCUUCCUCCUACUUCUUUUCUGUAUUCUCCACACCAUGGGAAAUUAAUUAAUUUAGAAAACGGAUCAACUAAAUGUAACAUUUGAUCAAAAUGCUUGCCCAAGUGGUGUACUAGUUAAGAGCAGAGAUAAGACCCAACUGAUAACCACAGUCUCAGGUUAAAAACAAGUAUGCACAAAACCAUAGGUAGGCAAAUUAAGGCCCGGGGGCCGGAUCUGGCCCAAUCACCUUCUAAAUCCGGCCCCCGGAUGGUCCGGAAAUCAGCGUGUUUUUACAUGAGUAGAAUGUGUCCUUUUAUUUAAAAUGCACCUCUGGGUUAUUUGUGGGGCCUGCCUGGUGUUUUUACAUGAGUAGAAUGUGUGCUUUUGUUUAAAAUGCAUCUCUGGGUUAUUUGUGGGGCAUAGGAAUUCGUUCAUUUGUUUUUUUCCAAAAUACAGUCCGGCCCCCCACAAUGUCUGAGGGACAGUGGACUGGCCCCCUGCUGAAAAAGUUUGCUGACCCCUGCACAAAACCACCAUCAUCGAAACCAAAGAUAAAAAUCAAUAAAGCAGACGGAGAGGGCAACAGUUUAGUUUCUAAAUUACGUACAGUGGUACCUCUGGAUGUGAACGAGAUCCGUUCCAGAGCUCCGUUCACAUUCUGAAAUGAACGCAACCCAUGUCUGCGUGUUUGCGCGUUCGCGGGUCGCUAUUUACCGCUUCUGCGCAUGCGCGUGACAUCAUUUUGAGCGUCUGCACAUGCACGAGUGGUGAAACCCGGAAGCAACGUGCUCCGUUACUUCCGUGUCACCGUGGAGCGUAACCUGAAAACACUCAACCUGAAGCACAUUUAACCCAAGGUAUGACUGUAUCUGGGUAGGUUUACUAAAAAACAACAACCCAAAACCAAAAAAAUCAGCUAAAAAUGAAUUAUGGGGAGAACGAUUUGUAUCUGCUUCAUAGCAUCUGCACUGAGCACAAUGCAACUCCUCUGCAUUGUGGAAAGAAUAGGCAGUACCAGACGGGGGCAAACAACCCCCCCACUAACACACAAAACAAGGAGCUCACCCCCCUAACUUGCCUUCCAAUUUCUGAACUAAUAUUAACACAUACUGUCAUUUUUUCUUUCUUGUACAAUAUGCUUUUUAAGAUGCUGCCUAGGUUUGUCAUUGCUCUUCUCCCAAGAAGCAGGCGUCUUUUAAUUUCGUGACUGCUGUCACUAUCUGCAGUGAUCAUGGAGCAGGAAACGGCAAGCCAUUCCUGUAUCCCUGCCAAGAAAACUCCAUGGACAAAGACAACAGGUUUGUACAAUAUAGGCCACCUUUCUCUCCAGGGAGCUCAGUGGGGCAUAUAUGGUUCUCCUCUUCCUCAUCUAACCCACCAACCCUGUGAGGUAGGCCAGGCUGAGAGGGAGUGACUGGCCCAAGGUCAUUCAAUGAACUUCGUGGCCAAGUGCAGGGUUUGAACUCUGGUCUCCCAGGUCUAAGCCUGGCGCUCUAACCACUACACGGCACUUUCGCUCCCUCCGCUAGAAAUUUAGCUUUGCCCCUUGUGUGCGUGUGUAUCCCAACCCCCAGAAUUUUUUUUUUGCUGUUGCUGCCACGGAGGGAAAGCUGCAGUUCUCUGACGGCGUAGGUGCCGCGCGUUUCCUUUCUUUCAAGAAACCUGGCCCUGCCACAGCCAUAACUCACACGAGCAGGUUCGUAGGAACCUUAGCAAAAGCAUUUGUAGCAUAUUCUCUAACCACAGGCGGCCACCCACGCCUUUGGUUUGCAGCGAGGGCUGCUGGAGAGCUUUUUUUCUUUCUCGCCUCGAAAAACUCGUGCAAAAAAACACACACAUCAAAUUGAAGCCAGGAUUUGUCUUCUGGUCUCUGUGUUCCAAUUCCUCGUCUUGGAUGAUUUUGCCUCAAGUUCACAGGGCGCAAAGUAGACAUUCCAGGGGUGAAUCUGUACAAUAUUUAGACGCCGGAGUAAAACGGCCCUAGAAAGCAUCUUAAAAAGCAGAGACAUCACCUUGCCAACAAAGGUCCGUAUAGUUAAAGCUAUGGUUUUCCCAGUAGUGAUGUAUGGAAGUGAGAGCUGGACCAUAAAGAAGGCUGAUCGCCGAAGAAUGGAUGCUUUUGAAUUCUGGUGCUGGAGGAGACUCUUGAGAGUCCCAUGGACUGCAAGAAGAUCAAGCAUGUCCAUUCUUAAGGAAAUCAGCCCUGCGUGCUCACUGGAAGGACAGAUCGUGAAGCUGAGGCUCCAAUACUUUGGCCACCUCCUGAGAAGAGAAGACUCCCUGGAAAAGACCCUGAUUCUGGGAAAGAUGGAGGGCACAAGGAGAAGGGGACGACAGAGGACGAGAUGGUUGGGCAGUGUUCUCCAAGCUACCAGCAUGAGUUUGACCAAACUGCGGGAGGCAGUGGAAGACAGGAGUGCCUGGCAUGCUCUGGUCCAUGGGGUCAUGAAGAGUCGGACACGACUAAAUGACUAAACAGCAACUCAGCUCUUCUGGCACUGACUGGCAGCAGCUCUCCAAAGAAAGUUCGAUGAAAAUAGGGAGGUCCUGUUUUUGUAAAUCACCUUGAGAUUCCCCCCCCCCAUAAUCGAGUGGUAUAUAAAUUUCACCAAAUCAAAUAAGUAAAUAAAUAUUAUUCCCCUAAAGCCUACUUAGAUAUGUAGAAUGUCAACAAGUGUUUUGAAAACUGGUUUUUAGCCUAUUGUUGAUUUUAAUUAUGCUUUCGAUGUUUUCAAUAGCUGUUUUAUUAUCCAGGUAUCUUUAACUGAUAAUGUUAUUGCUUUAUUCUUUUCGUCAACUGCUUGGUAACAAAAAACAAAAAAACCUCGAUCAAACAGGGUAUAAGCUUUAUUAAAUAGACUAAAGAAAUAAAAAAAAGAAAUUUAACCUCCCUGGAAACAAAGGAACACUCAAUAAAGGCUGGGGUUAAUCGUCUAACUUCCGCAUAAGCAAUGCGUUAGCACAUUGGGAUAAAGGGGUCAGUCUCAAUAAAGAGAUAUUCUGGGGGAACUCAAGAGUUUUCCAUUGUGUAGACAGGCAGAGUCCCCCAAACCCUGGGCAGCCCCUGUGUGGAAUAGCGACUCAAGACAACGUGCUAUGGGAUCAAAAUUGGCCACAACUUCAUUAUGUUUCAGAUGGCUCAGGCAUUGGGCAUUUAUCCCUCCCAGUCCCCCGCCGGGGAUCUGGGGAACAUCAGGGUUAUCCAGUGGGGGGGGGCAUGAGCUGGCUCUGGAGGACAUAUAUUCAAGCAGAGAGAGCCCGCCCUCUUUACGCUGCCGUUGCAGGGUAGAGCAAUGACAACCUCUAGGCGCACAGCCAAUGCCUCCCCUCAAACAACCCCUUUAACGGGGAACCCUGGUAUCGCUGCCACAAAGCGGAGGGGGCGUGGGUCACCGCUGCACGCGCCCCCCCCCCAAUUUAGGGAAGAUAGACUAAAGGAUUCUGCCCAAGGCCUGACACCGCCAAAGUUGUGACGUUUUGCUACGGGGAAGGCAAACCUGCCAAUGCAGAGGAAUUCAUUUCCGGCCCUUCAACAGCGACCUUGACGUAGCAGCGCCCACGUACCUGUGGAGAAAAGGUUAACCUGCAAAAGAAGUCUUAACUGAGGGUGGGUAGGGUGGGAGAAGCUCUGGAGCCAACUGAUGAUUCUCAGGUAAGAUCCAACUGAUGAUUCUCAGGUAAGAUCCCGCAGGGCUCCCUAGGCUGCGGAUAGCAGCCUGCUGCAUGGAGCGCGGGGCGCGCUGAAGCAGAGCGCCCCGUGCUUCAGGCAGAUCUCCGCAGCCUAGGGAGCCCUGCGGGAGUUCCCGUGGCUGGGGGGGGGGGGGGAAUAAAAUUUUUUUUCUUUAUUCCUCCCCAAAAAAACUAGGUGCGUCCUAUGGGCCGGUGCGUCCUAUAGGGCGAAAAAUACGGUACUUAUCAACUGAGAUCGGACUCGUGAACCAAAAUAGCAAUGCUCCUUACCCCACAUUUAUUUUUAACAGUGGCAAAGUUUUAGGAAUACACAGGACCUCUUACUGGGAUCUGUUUGAAAGAAGAUAUCUUCAACGAACUCAUUUUUUUUUUAAAAAAAAUAAUAUAUCUGUUUCUUAUAAUUGUAUUUCACCCACUUCAGGAAAGAAAAAGGCUUCCAUUGAAGAAACCAGAGGCCUUCCUCCUGGGCAUAGUCGGCCAAUCGGUGCUAAAGAAGGACAGAACUUUCUUUAUGUAUGCCACAACAGCAGCAAGAAUACUUAUUGAAAAGCAUUGGAAGACACAAGACCUACCCACACUGGAGGAAUGGCAGAUGAAAAUGAUGGACUACAUGGAAUUGGCGGAAAUGACUGGUAGAAUCCGAGACCAGGGAGAAGGGUCGGUGGAAGAAGAUUGGAAGAAAUUUAAAGACUACUUACAGAAAUAUUGUAAAAUUAAUGAAUGUUAGAAUGAUGUUGGAUUGAAGUUAAGUGGUUUCUAGCUGUAAUGGUAUAAAAGAAUAUGGAAAAAUUGGAUUUUCAAUACGUAAAAACCUAAUGCUAUAAUAUAUUAAGAUUAAAGAUCAGGAUUAAAAAGGAGGGAAAGGAAUUGCUGGACUAAUAAAUUGAACUGGAAUACAAAAAAGGGAGGUAUGAGGAGGUCCGAGAAACAAGUAAAUGAAAGAGAAGUGAUGAAAAGAUGGAAUUGUUUUUAAUUGUUGUUGUUUUUUUGUAUUUUGUAUUUUUCUUUUUUCUAUUUUUCUCUUUCUUAUCUAUGUAUCCUUCUUUUGAAACCUUAAUAAAUAUCAUUUAAAAAAAGAAAAGAAAGAAAAAGGCUUCCAGCAGGAGACCCUUGUCAGGACACAAGUGCUUCUUGUGCAAUUUGCAGGAUAAAAGGUCCUUACUUCCACUGAUGUUAAUUUCUCAAACAAUCUUGUUAAUUUGCAAAGCACCAGGAACAAAUAAUGAUAGUGCCUUUGAACUUUAAAGGUCAGCUGGGUACUCAGACUGCAGGAGGGAGGUCUAAUUGAAGUUCUAGGGAGCCUGGAGUUCUUAGCAAGGGGAGUAUACCUAAAUGGAUUUUAAAAAUAAAGGUGCAUAUUGCAGUUUAAAUUGUGGCUGAGGAGUUGGAAUUAAUAAUAAUAAUAAUAAUAAUAAUAAUAAUCUGGCUGGGUUCCCCCAGCCGCUCUGGGUGGCUCCCAACAGAAUAAAAAAUCAAUAAAAUAUCAAACAUUAAAAACUUCCCUAAACAGGGCUGCCUUCAGAUGUCUUCUAAAUGUGAGAUAGUUGUUUAUUUCUUGGACAUCUGGUGGGAGAGUGUUCCACAGGGCGGGGGCCACUACCGAGAAGGCCCUCUGCUUGGUUCCCUUUAACCUCACUUCUCACAGGGAGGGAACCACCAGAAGGCCCUCAGAGCUGGACCUCAGUGUCCGGGCAGAACGAUGGAGGUGGAGAUGCUCCUUCAGGUAUACAGGACCAAGGCUGUUUAGGUCUUUAAAGGUCAGCACCAACACUUUGAAUUGUGCUUGGAAAUGUACUGGGAGCCAAUGUAAGUCUUUGAGGACCGGUGUUAUAUGUUCUCGGCGGCCGCCCCCAGUCACCAGUCUAGCUGUCGCAUUCUGGAUUAGUUGUAGUUUCCGGGUCACCUUCAAAGGUAGCCCCAUGCAGAGUGCAUUGCAGUAGUCCAAGCGGGAGAUAACUAGAGCAUGCACCACUCUGGCAAGUCUGUGGGCAGGGAGGGUCUCAGCCUGAGUACCAGAUGGAGCUGUUAGACAGCUGCCCUGGACAAAAAAAUUGACCCUUGCCUCCAAGAAAUGUACACAAACACUGUUCUGCUCCCAGAAGAUCUGGAGAUGGCUAGCAACUUAGGGCUCAUUUGCACGUCUGCUUGUUUCAUGCCUUGAAAACACAGGUCUAAGUAGUAUUGCUGCUCUUUAGCACUAAAUCAGAACAAAUGACAAUUCAUAGAAAACUCAAUUGGUGUUUGUUGCAAUUCAUUGCUAAACUGUGGGUUUUCCCAGGGCAAAGCUGCAGGGCAACCAGCAAUGUGGAUAAGCCCUUAAAGGUAAAGGGUAAAGGGACCCCUGACCAUUAGGUCCAGUCACAGACGACUCUGGGGUUGCGGCGUUCAUCUCGCUUUAUUGGCCGAGGGAGCCAGCGUACAGCUUCCGGGUCAUGUGGCCAGCAUGACUAAGCCGCUUCUGGCGAAUCAGAGUAGUGCACGGAAACGCCGUUUACCUUCCAGCCGGAGUGGUACCUAUUUAUCUACUUGCACUUUGACGUGGUUUUGAACUGCUAGGUUGGCAGGAGCAGGGACUGAGCAAUGGGAGCUCACCCCGUCGCGGGGAUUCGAACCGCCAACCUUCUGAUUGGCAACUCCUAGGCUCUGCGGUUUAACCCACAGUGCCACCUGCGUCCUGGAUAAGCCCUUAGGUGACUUGAAAAGUAGAUUAUUAUGCAUUGCAGGGGGUUAGACUAGAUGAUUAUUGGUCUCCCUUGCAACUUUACCAUUCUACGAUUCUAUUCUUUAUAUUAUUUACUGAAUUUGAGUGCCCAGCUGCAGACCCCUCGCCUCCGGGAGCCUAGGCCCAGAUAAACAAGACACAACAAAGUAGUUACAGGAUUAAAAUUAGGCCACAACUUUAUUAAAUUUCAGAUGUGGGAAACCUUGGCUUAGGCCUUGGGUGGGUAUCCCUCUCCGCCCCCAAGGAAGGCUCAGAGUCUGGGAAGUUGUGGGAUGACAAUGAGUGGUCAGAGGGAGAAGAGAGAGAAGACUGAGGGGGAGGAAGGAAGCUGAAGAAGGAAUAGGGUUUAGUGAGCAGGAAGAAGCUGUGGCAGAGAGCAGUGCAGAAGCAGAAGCAGAAGCUGACGCAGGCAAGUGGAAGGAGAGAAGUCAAGAGGCAGGGAGGAUUCCGGCUGGUGGAGCAUCCCGAGUGUCUCCCCCUCCUGCAACAAGCUCUGCCCUCCCCGCCCCAGUCUCCCAGGGUGUGAUGGCCUAGGAAUCUGAUUCAGAAGCUGAAUCUGAGGAGUCCCAGCCUGCACAGGAGUCCCCGCCUCCAGGGCCGGCUGAGCCGGGGCAGGGGCUUGAAUCUGAAGGGCCUGCACCUGUGUCGGUGUUAGGAUAUUUCCGUUCCACCUUAAAAGGGAGCAGGCUUUGUGAGUCAGAGUCUGCGUAUUUCCUGUUCACAGGAUGUUUAUGUUUUCUGUUGCUUUCGUUUUCUCUCUGGUGUCUGGAGACACUGACGCAGGCAGUCAUGUCUUUCUUUGUUCUGAUCAACGCAGAAUAAAACUUGUAAAUAAUGCUCUCCUGGGUGCAACUUUUGCUGUGACUAUCUGCUGAUAGAGUGUGCAUGAGCUCUGGAAUGUGGCAAGAAAUCUUCUAGAAACUCAUGUCGCUAAUUGUUGAUACUGCGUGACUACGGGAGGUCAAUGGAUCGUCCGGCAGACGGCUUGGGGGCCUUGAUGGACUUUAUCUCCCUGGCAGUAUCCCAACAACAGGUUUCGGGCCCAGAUUCACAGCACUUACAGGAGAGUAAGACUGCGACAGACUGCUGAAAGGUAUGUGGAGGAAAAGCGAAAGUAAGGCUUUUCUGUUUGCCGCGGCAAGCACCUUUGAUGUCCGGCUGGCAGAUUAAUGGAUCUGGGAGCCGCGCCAAAGGCCUCAAGAUUUAUGAGCUGCCGAGAUAAGACGUCUCUGAAGUGAAUAAGAUUCACGGCUCAAGUAGAAACCUGGAAUGGAGUUUUUCCACGCUUCUGAGGCUGCUGAGUGCCCAAAGUUGAAUCGGCACAAUUAUGGGACCUGGGCUGUGUGGUGUGAGAGCUUGCUGCGUCAGUUUGGAGUGUGGCAUACUGUGUCUGAAGCCCCUCCAGUUCCUCUGACAGAUAGAUGGGAGGCCGAAAAUUCAAAGGCCGUUGACAUAAUCGUCUUGUCCGUCUCUCUGGAGGAAAUAAAGACGCUAGCUGGCAAUCUGACUGCACGAAAGAUGUGGCAUGCUUUGAAGAUAGCCCAUUUGCCAGUCAUCCCAGCCCAGAGUUUGACUGCAUCGGAGGUCCUGGCUGUUUCCCAGAAUGCGAGUGAAUGCAGGGAUGCUGAGGGCACCGGUUGCAAGCUGCAGGGGAGCUGACUGUCACGUCAUCCCAGGCAGCAUUCCAGCCUCCAGGGGAGCCAAGGAGUCGGCAGCUGAGAGCUCUGUUUCUCAUGGGAGCCAAGGUCAUCGCCUUUGCAGAGGCCGGAAGGGCAAAGGUAAACAGAGGCAGACGCCUGCAGAUGGCCAGAAGCAGAGGGAGGGUGAAGAGCCCACGCCAGAGAAAACAAGGUUUUGUUUACUGGCACAGCUUCACCAAAGGCUAAAGGCAAGUCUGAUGGCCAGGAGCAGGGGGGCAAGCUGCAAAAGCCCACGCCGGUGGAAAACAAGGUUUUGCUUGCUGCAAAGGCUGCUCCAAAAGCCAAGGCCAGGUUUGUUGUUGAUUCAGGCUGUACCCGCCAUGUCUCAAAGGACCGCCACCUAUUUAUCUCCUUCAAACCUCAAGAAGGUGAGAUCCACCUGGCUGACGGAAAGACGUUGCGAAUUGCAGGAGAAGGGACUGUGAAACUGGCAAGUCUGCACACGACCAUCAAAGAUGUACUGUAUGUUCCAGGCGCUGCAGACAAUUUGCUCAGUGUCCCACAGCUGACUGGGCGUGGUUUUGAGAUUUCCUUCAAGAGGAGCGUCUGUGUCAUCAGAAAAGGCAAAGAGGACAUUUUGCAUGCAAAGUUUAUGGAUGGCUUGUUCUGUAUAACUUAUGAUGACAUUGGUGCUGUUGUGUCUAAUGCUGAUUCUUGUUGUGUUGCACAAACUAACAAAGUUCUUCAUGCAGGAUGCAUUCACGAUGCACAUCGAAGGUUUUGCCAUCUCUCUUGGAAGGCACUGGCCAAGAUGCCAGAGAUGGUUGAGGGUUUGAACAUCAAACCCUGUAAGUUUCACAUGAAAUGUGUAUCUUGUGCAGAGAACAAGGUGAAGGUUGCUCCAAAAGGCAAGGAGUCUAGCAGGCAGGCUUCCAAACCCUACCAGCUAGUGCACGCAGACCUGGUUGGUCCACUUGCGCCCUCUUUGGGUGGAGCAAGGUACUUCAUGGUUCUAAUUGAUUCUUUUUCCAGGUACAUUCAUGUGUUUAUGCUCGAGCAGAAAUCGCAAGCGUUUCCUAAGUUCAAGGCAUUCUGUGCUUGGUUGGAGAAUGUUCACGGUAAACGCAUUGGCUGUUUGUUUACUAAUCGAGAGGCUGAAUUCACUUCUCGGCAGUUUGAAGCUUUCCUGACUGAGAAGGGAAUCCAGCAUAGCCUCUCAAGUCCUGGAUCUCCAUGGGAGAUUUGUGAGCAAGCAAAGCAAAUGUUGCUGCAAGGACUGAAAACAUUGUUGCAUGAUGCCAAUCUCCUGAGAAGUUUUGGGGGAGUCUUUGAACUCGUUUGUUUACACUUUUAAUCGCAGAUUGUCAUCACCUAUUGGUUGUACUCCCUAUGAGAAGAUGUUUGGUAAGAAACCCAACAUCAAGCACAUGAGAAUCUUUGGUUCUGACAUGUGGGUACACACCCCACAGAGCAACAAGCUUGGGAAGCGUGGGGCACAUGGUUUGUUCAUGGGGUACGAAAAGGUGCAUACAGGGUAUGGAUGACCAACUCUAAGUCCAUUAAGUUCACAAGGAGUGUUGAGUACAAUCCUAAGUGGGGGGAAAAUGUGGGAAUUUUCCAGAGUUACCCAGAGGAGGAUGAAGGUGAUGUCAAAGAAGCAGCUAAAGCUGAGGAAGCUGCUGAGGAUGAUGAUGAUGAUGAUGAUGAUGAUCAGAGUUCUGAUUCCAGUUCAGUGGGCGGCGCUGCUGCUGAUGCCAGUGGCAGUGAUGACACUGCAGACUACAAGAGCGCAAAAGCCUCAGUCAGACCAUCUGAUGCGUCUGACAAUGAACUGGAAGAACCACUGUUCACCAUUGGUCACUUUUCUCCUAAGAAGGAGGAGAUGAGUCCAGAAGACUUGCGUCUAGUACGCAGAUCUGAGAGAGCCACGAAGGGCAGACCUCCAAAGAGAUUUGCUGAUGAGUUUGCUAAGACAGCAACUGCUGUUCUUAGUAGCUCAGAGAAGGUAUGGGAACCUUCAAGCUUCAAAGAGGUUCAGGAGUUAACCUCUAAAGAUGCUGAGCCUUGGCUUAAUGCCAUGAAGGCUGAAGUUGAUUCCUUGAACAGGAACCAAACUUGGGAACUGGUACCGGUAGUCCCAGGAAUGAGACUGGUUGGCAGCAAAUGGGUCUUCAAGGCCAAGACAGACCAGAAUGGCAAGGUUGUCAGACACAAAGCCAGAUUGGUUGCCAGAGGUUUUUCACAGGUACCAGGACAGGAUUACCACGAGACCUACUCACCCACCGUCAAAUAUGAGAGCAUUCGGCUGAUGCUCAAGAUAGCUGCAGAGGAGAAACUGCAUGUUUCCCAUCAUGACAUUAAUACAGCUUUUUGUACGGGAUUUUGGAGGAGGAGCUGUUUAUGCUUCCACCUGACGGGAUGCAGAUACAGAAGGGAAUGGUCUGUAAACUGCGGAAAUCCUUAUAUGGUCUCAAGCAGAGUGCCAGGUGUUGGAACACGAAACUCACUGAGACGUUGCUUUCUCUAGGUUUUCACCAGGGCAAAGCUGAUCCAUGUGUGUUUGUCAAGGAGGAGGGGCAAAACAAACUGUAUUGUUUAUGUUUUGUUGAUGAUCUUCUGAUGUUUUGGAAGAAUCAGGCUUUCUACCAAAGCACCCUAGCUCAGCUGAAGGAGCACUUUGACAUGAAGGAUCUUGGUGAGGUAUCCAACUAUCUUUCUCUGCAGGUGGAGAGGGACCAAGCAGGUAAUUUUCUGGUACACCAAACACAGAAAAUUGCUGAUGUAUUAACCAGGUUGAAUUUGGUUGAUGCAAACCCAGCAGACACACCGAUGGUGACAGGUUACCAGGUAGACAGUACUGCUGAAGCGUUUUCUGACACAACGCUGUACAGAUGCAUUCUAGGCAAGUUGAAUUUCAUUGCUAGAUGCUCAAGACCUGACAUAGCUGUAAGCUGUAACCUGCUUAGCAGACAUGCUAACAAUCCUACUGUUCAGGAUUGGAAAGCUCUGAAGCGCAUAGCCCGCUAUUUGAAAGGGACUUUGCACUACAGGCUGAGGUUCACCAGUCAGAAGACUGGAGGUCUUGAAAUCUUUGCAGAUGCAAGUUUUGGAAGUGACACCACGGAUGGUACAAGCACUUCUGGAGUAUGCUACAUGUACAACCACUGCCUGUUUGACUGGUUGUGCAAAAGCAGACGACAGUGAGCCUAAGUUCCUGUGAAGCAGAACUCAAUGCUCUGUCAUUUUCACUCAUGGAUUGUGAAUGGUUGAUGCAACUGUUUAAGGACAUCGGAGUUUCUGUGAAAUGUCCUGUACAAGUGUAUCAAGACAAUAGAUCGUGUUUGGCUUUGCUGAACUCGGAGAGUUGCAAGCAAAGGACCAAGUACUUGCAGAUUAAGCUACAUCGUGCAAGGGAGUGUAUUCAGAAAGGACUCAUUCAGGUGUCCUACAUGCCAGGAAAUGAAAUUCCUGCUGAUCUGUUGUCUAAGGUUGUUAACAGAGAACAACUUAAGGUUUACGUACAAAGGUUGCAAUUGGGUUGAACCACAGGUACUACAGGUUACACGGAAAGGGGAGGAUGUUAGGAUAUUUCCGUUCCACCUUAAAAGGGAGCAGGCUUUGUGAGUCAGAGUCUGCGUAUUUCCUGUUCACAGGAUGUUUAUGUUUUCUGUUGCUUUCGUUUUCUCUCUGGUGUCGCAGACACUAAAGCAGUCAGUCAUGUUUUUCUGUGUUCUGAUCAACGCUGAAUAAACUUGUAAAUAAUGCUCUCCUGAGUGCAACUUUUGGCUGUGACUAUCUGCUGAUAGAGUGUGCAUGAGCUCUGGAAUGUGGCAAGAAAUCUUCUAGAAACUCAUGUCGCUAAUUGUUGAUACUGCGUGACUACGGGAGGUCAAUGGAUCGUCCGGCAGACGGCUUGGGGGCCUUGAUGGACUUUAUCUCCCUGGCAGUAUCCCAACAGUCGGGUCCUCAGGAGCAGACACCAGAUGUAUCCACUCUGGCUCCAGAGGUGAUUGAGGACCCAUUGCCUGCAUGUGCACCUCUCCCAGCCCUGUCAGGGGAAGGUGAAGCUGCCCCUGGGUCCAGUAACCCUCCAGCCUCUUCUGAGCUGCAGAGGCUCAGGGCAGAGAGGCGGAGGGAACUGGGUUCUCUCAGGAGGAGUGCUCGCCUUAAGGCCAGGAGAGGCGGGUCACCUGUGGGCUGGGACCGCCCCUGGCCUCAGAGGAGAUAAAGGCCAGCCAGCCCAGUCCCAGGUUGCGGGAGCAACGAUGUUGGAAACCUGUUUCUGCCAGCACCCAGACCUGUUUUUCCGGAGUUCCCGACCACGCCCGGCUUCUUGCUUUGGACCCCGCUUCGCCCUUGGUGGAGAGUCUCCAGACCCUCGGCCCAGGACCGGACUUUGACCAUGCCUCGCGGUAACACCCCCCCCCCCCCGGGACCAGCACACAGGACCAGCAGAGGCAUGAAGAGGGUGGAGGAGAAGUUAGCUUCAUGCAGGCGCAGUCUCAGAUUGCUUGGGGGCAACUUUAGAGAGGAGGGGAACUGGGCAGCUCUGGGGAAGCAGGGACCUUCAGUCUCAGCAAUUGCUUCAUGGGGGCAAGACCUGCCGGAGAUGAGUUGCUGUGCUCAUCAGGCCUGACACCCCUGUGCAGAUCCUGUUUUUGCUAACAAAGAGUUAACUCCAAUGUGCUCAGUGUGAUUUACUGCUGGCUCGCUCCAGCCAGAAUCAUAGUCCAAAACACCUGAGAGGCAAAGAAGCUGGCAAAGAGUCCACUCCGCUUUUGUUUUUUUAAAACCCACAUAGAUAUCGGCAAUCUUUGAAUCCUCUUUGACAGGCAGCGGUUGAAUAAUUGCCAGAAUCAAAUUAGCAAUCUCUGAAACGCAGUGAUUAACGGCCCCGUCUUAAAUCCACAGCGACGGCAUUGUGUUUGAACAGCCUGUCAAGGGAAGCGGAGGUCAGGCUGAGCGGAAGCAGGACUGUCAUGUGUGGAGAUGUCUUCUGAUCGCUCUGGGUGCUGUUAUCAAUUAUUUCCCCAUUAAAGAACAAAGCUCCUUUAACACCCCCACACCCCCGCUAUGCUCAGGCAGCAUCUCAGAGGAUCUUGCCAUCGUUUAAUGGCUUGAGGCUAAUUAAGCAUUAGUCACAUUAAAACACUAAUUGGCAAGAUGCUCUGGUGCAUGCAAAUCAGCAGGAGCAAGUGGCGCCGCUCUCCUUGGGCUGUACCACCAAAGCAAUGGGUUUAAAUGCUCCACCAAGUUUUAUUGUUUGUUUUUUUUUUAAAAAAAAAAAACCCCACUCCUGCCUCUUAGAAAGCUAGCAGGCCAGGAAUGUAGGAAGUCAGACCAUUGGUCUAUUUUGCCUGGUAUUAUUUCCUAAACUGGGUGGCAGCAGCUCUCCAGAGUUUCAGACUGGGCUCUCUCCUAGUCCUACCUAAGGUAAAGGUAAAGGGACCCCUGACCAUUAGGUCCAGUCGUGGCCGACUCUGGGGUUGCGGCGGUCAUCUCGCUUUACUGGCCAAGGCAGCCGGCAUACAGCUUCCGGGUCAUGUGGCCAGCAUGAUUAAGCUGCUUCUGGCGAACCAGAGCAGCGCACGGAAACGCCGUUUACCUUCCCGCUGGAAGGUAUUUAUCUACUUGCACUUUGACGUGCCUUCGAACUGCUAGGUUGGCAGGAGCAGGGACCGAGCAAUGGGAGCUAACCCUGUUUCGGGAAUUCGAACCUUCUGAUCAGCAAGUCCUAGGCUCUGUGGUUUAACCCACAGCGCCACCCGAUCUGCAAAUUGAACCUUGCACCUUCUACAUGCAAGACAAAUGUUCUGCCACUGAGCUACGGACCUUCCCAAGCAGCCUGAACUAUUUUAAAAGAAUUUAUUGAAAUAACCCCACUACUGAUUAGUGCAGAAAUGAGAUGCAACGGACUUGCAAUUUUAUGGCAUGUGACUCAUGUGGACAGAAAAUAGCCUGAGUCAUCCAUCUUUUUUCUGGACUUUAAGCCAUGACAAGCCCCUUCUUGCCUCAUUUCCCCACCCAUCUGCCCUUUUCCUUACCCUUCAUUCUCCAGACAUCCUUCUUUCCGGUUCCUCUUUCUCACUCCGUCUUCUGCCCUGUGCCCUUCCGUUACACCUGAGGGCCCCCCAUCACUUAGAUUCCUAAGCCUCGGUGGGUCCCUCUGUGAGGCUCUAAUACCAGGCAAACUGACAACUUUCCCUUCCCUCAUAGUAACUGGACUGCAGUGGUUCCCUGUAAACUGAGCAUUCCUGAUCCAAUCAGCCAAUCAGUGUCUCAUACACAAAACUUCACAGCCACGAGGCUGUAUGUAUUGCCUUGUGUCAUUUACUAGGGCUGUGCAACUGAAGCCCAGAUAUCAAACCAAAAUCACCCAAAACAGAAUCUCCUUCUUCCCCCACCUCCCCCCAAGCGCAUGUUUAAUUGGGGUUUAAACCCCAAUUAAACAUAAGGGCUGAGCUCCAAAUGGAUCACAUCAGGGUGUGCGCAGUCCUAUCAUUCAUUCAUUCUCCUGUCAAUCUGUUUUCAUAAUCUUUCCCGUCUUGGUCUGCACUAAAUAAGGACAUUUUGUGGUUGAACCUCCCAUUUCCCUUUUUUUUCUAAAUUGUGGUUCGUCGUGCUAUAGCUUCGCCAGAGCUUCUCUGUUUCGUUGCAUCUUCUGCCCAAUACAGGCAUACAGAGGCUCUUACACGUAAGAAAGAGAUCUUUCUUCAGGCAAGGAGCAGGACAGGCUUGGCAGCAGACACAGAGCCCUGGAGGAGUCAUGAUUCAGGAGUUCAGGAAUCAGGCAAGACAUUCAAGACUAGAUGGAAGCAACAAAGAUGUCCCAACAGCUUCCACGCCAUGCCUGCCAAGCUUUUAAAGAUGAGACACAGUGUGCUCACUUAUUAUUUUUUUAUUUAUGUAUUGCAUUAAAAUCCCACCUUUUCCUCCAAGGUUCUCUUCCUCCUCAUUUAAUCCCCACCACAACCCUGUGAGGUAGGUCAGGCUGAGAGGCAAGGACUGGCCAAAGGUCACCCAAUGAACUUUGUGUCUGAGUGGGGAUUUGAACCCUGUCUAAAUCCCAGGUUCCUGGACUGACGGUCUCGCCACUACACCAAACUGGCACUCACUUCCCUGCUACGUCAUAGGGAGAUUUGUGUGGAGCUCCCGAAAUUGAAACCUGGAGGUGUGUGCUGUGCUUGGAUGUUUUUGUCUGGCCUAACAUUCAACAGGCCAGGAGAUGAAAGCUGUGCAUCUUUUUCCAAUUGGAAGAUGCAGGGCAGACAAAAGAAAAUGCCUUUUCACACUGUGCGUAGUUAAAAGUAAGGAAUUUGCUCUUGCAAAAGGCAAUAAUGUUUGGGGAGAAGAUUUGGAGAAAGCAGUGAGGAGCAAUCAUGCUAUUAUUAUAUGAAACCUUAAUCGUUGUCAUCAUUAAAACAAUUAGCAAAUUUGAAAUGUUUUCUGGAAAUGCUGUCCCCACAGAACGCUGAAAAAGGUAUGUAAGAUAAUAAGGGGUUAUGAUAAUCAUUAGGAAUUAAUGACCUGCGUUGCUGAAUUCUGCAGGUGAAUAAUUAAAAUCUUGGAAACUAUGUAACCUAGAUAUCCAUGAUGCAAGGAAGAGUUUGUUUGCUGCUUAUUGCAGCCUGCUCAUGUCUUUUUCUGGACAAAUGCCCAUGGCUUCAAUUAAGUAGUGGUAUAAAGGUAAAGGGACCCCUGACCAUUAGGUCCAGUCAUGGCUGACUCUGGGGUUACGGUGCUCAUCUUGCUUUACUGGCCGAGGGAGCCGGCGUACAGCUUCCUGGUCACGUGGCCAGCAGGACUAAGCCGCUUCUGGCGAACCAGAGCAGUGCACGGAAACGCCGUUUACCUUCCCGCCAGAGUGGUACCUAUUUAUCUACUUGCACUUUGACGUGCUUUCGAACUGGUAGGUUGGCAGGAGCUGGGACCAAGCAAUGGGAGCUCACCUUGUCAUGGGGAUUCAAACUGCCAACCUUCUGAUCGGCAAGCCCUAGGCUCUGUGGUUUAAUCCACAGCGCCACCCGCGUCCCUUAAGUAGUGGUAUAGCAGGAGGGAAAUCCAACAGGUGAAGUUUCACCACUGCUGCCUAUCUAUGCCAGCUAUGGGCAUGUGGGGACCUUCAGUCUCAGCAACUGCUUCAUGGGGGGGCAAGACUUGCCAGAAAUGAGUUUCUGUUGGAUUUCUAGCCAGACACAGGCUCAUACCUUUCUCCUGCCAAACUGCUGGAUUUAGUUGUAGAAUCACAGAACUGUAAAGUUUGAAGGGUCUCCCCCCAGGGUCAUCUAGUCCAACCCCCUGCAAUGCAGCGAUCUCAACACGCAAGUCCCCCAUCCAAUUUGAAACCAGACCAGCCCCUGCUUCGCUUUGCAAAUGUGCUGGCAGUUUUAUUGCUGCGCCACCAGGGAUCACAUUUAGUAGAUGUACGUUCCUCUGUGAAUUUCCAUUUAAGGAUUCAAUAAGGUGAAUCACUAGUGGUAUGAAAAAUAAAUCAAAAGUGAAACUGUGUGUAAGUGUAACUUACAUGUUUUAGCUUGGGAGUCAGAGGUGUGUUUUUGGUCCGAACAGGUGGAAGGUCGUUGCUGUGAGCUGCAAUGAGCUAGAUGGACUGAUCUUCUGACUUUGGAAAAAGCAACAUCGUAUGCCAGCAUUGAGAUGCCAGACCAUGAUCCAGUGGUACCUCGGGUUAAGACCUUAAUUAAUUCUGGAGGUCAGUUCUUAACCUGAAACUCUUCUUAACCUGAGAUACCACUUUAGCUAAUGGGGCCUCCUGCUGCCGCCGGAGCACGAUUUCUGUUCUCAUCCUGAAGCAAAGUUCUUAACCCGAGGUACUAUUUCUGGGUAAGCGCAGUCUGUAACCUGAAGCACCUGUAACCCAAGGUACCACCGUAUUCCUGUUUGCUCAGGGGGUUGGACUAGAUGACACUGAAAGCCCCUUCUAACUUUACAGUUCUACGGUCUAUGAUACUUCUUUGUGGAAAGCAAUGAACACACAAACGCAAACACACACCAUAUCUGUAUUGGAUUUGAAACCUUUUUUAAAAAAACAGAGGGUGCUGUUUUGAACUGUUUUCAUAUACAGAACUGUCCUGAACUGCUCUUCUUGUGGCUCGCUUUAACCGCGAAAUCACUUUGAGAUUUUUUCUUUAAAUUGGAAGAGCUUCAUAAAUUGACUCAAAUAAAUAAAUAGAUAACGCACUUUGAGCAAUAAUUUCUAAUUCGACCACCUUCAGCCAAUUUUUUUUAAGCUCUUCCUAUUUCCAGCCUUUGUGUACAAACUCAAGUGUUUCCAAGCAUGGCAUUAUGGUAACUUGGGGGGGGGGCAGAGGAGGGGGGAGUUGCAGAAGAGGAACCCAACUCAUUUCUCCUAUUUCAAAAAGGCUGCAAAGGCUGGAAGGAGGAGCCCAAGGGAGAGGAAGAGAUUUGAGCCAGGUUGCAUUUAAAAGGCAAACUAUGUGGUUUGCCUUUGGACGCAGGUGGUGCUGUGGGUUAAACCACAGAGCCUAGGACUUGCCGAUCAGAAGGUUGGCGGUUCGAAUCCCCGUGACGGGGUGAGCUCCCGUUGCUCAGUCCCUGCUCCUGCCAACCUAGCAGUUCAAAAGCACAUCAAAGUGCAAGUAGAUAAAUAGGUACCGCUCUGGCAGGAAGGUAAACGGCGUUUCCGUGCACUGCUCUGGUUUGCCAGAAGCGGCUUAGUCAUGCUGGCCACAUGACCUGGAAGCUGCACGCCGGCUCCCUCGGCCAAUAAAGUGAGAUGAGCGCCACAACUCCAGAGUCGGCCAUGACUGGACCUAAUGGUCAGGGGUCCCUUUACCUUUACCUGGUUUGCACUUUUCAAAACAGUAGACGUGCCGAAACGCAGCCGUCCUUCAAAAUCCGCCCGCCGCCGAAUAUUCGGUGCAGUUUUUCAGUCCAAAAAGACAGUGUGCAUUCGAAGGCGCAUAUUGGUGAAGAUAACCCAGGAAAAUGUGUUGCAUUAGGGGGGGAAUUCCUUUGUGAAAAUGCUUGUGCAUUUGGCAAUAUUGCAUGCGAGGGUGUGUCAAUCUUAGGAGAAAUUUGCACCCAUAUGACGGUGAGUUUUCAGGAUGAGGUCUCUACACACACACACACACCCCGCAAACGGAUGUGGAAAUGUGGAGAAUUUCCUAGGGGAGCCCCCAGCUUGCUGGUACCGCGUCCUCUCACACCAGGCUCCCUGCGGCAUCUUGAAUUCCAUCUCUGUGCCCCGGGCAGCGACGGCAGCAGUCAGGUGGCGGCGGCUGUGUGGGUGGCCGUGUGGGUAACUGAAAGCGGCAGCUGUAGCAGCAGCAGGAGAAGAAGGAGGAGGAGACAGCAGCAGCCACAACUCGAGCUGAACUUCUUGAGAGUGAACUGGCUGAAGCAGGCAGGACGGGGGGAAAAGGAAGGAGGGCGCAGCUUGGAGAUCAGGUAUGGGGGGGGAUGGGGAGCUGUGGAGAGGCAGAAUAUUCUCCCCCUGGAACUUUUGUAAUGUCACACAGGCUCUCUAAGCUUGCAGUGAAUAUGUGUGUGUGUGUGUGUGUGUGUCAGAGGAGGGAAAUAAGGUGUAUACAGUCCUCAUCUUGCUCGUAGAAUCAUAGAAUUGUAAAGUUGGAAGGGACCCCGAGGGUCAUCUAGUCCAACCCGCUUCAAUGAAGGAAUCUUUUGCCCAACGUGGGGCUCGAACCCACAAUCCUCCGCUUAAGAGUCUCGUGCUCUACCGACCGAGCUAUCAAUCACAGAGUAGACCUGUGGAUGUUAUUGUUGUUGUUGUUUAGUCGUGUCCGACUCUUCGUGACCCCCUGGACCAGAGCACGCCAGGCACUCCUGUCUUUCACUGCCUCCCGCAGUUUGGUCAAACUCAUGCUGGUUGCUUCUGGAACAUUGUCCAACCAUCUCGUCCUCCGUCGUCCCCUUCUCCUUGUGCCCUCCAUCUUUCCCAACAUCAGGGUCUUUUCCAGGGAGUCUUCUCUUCUCAUGAGGUGGCCAAAGUAUUGGAGCCUCAGCUUCACGAUCUGUCCUUCCAGUGAGCACGCAGGGCUGAUUUCCUUCAGAAUGGAUCAGUUUGAUCUUCUUGCAGUCCAUGGGACUCUCAAGAGUCUCCUCCAGCACCAUAAUUCAAAAGCAUCCAUUCUUCGGUGAUCAGCCUUCUUUAUGGUCCAGCUCUCACUUCCGUGGAUGUUAUUAGAUGUGACUAACUUAGGUUCAUUCAUCUUACUGGGUCUACUCGGAGUAUAACUUGGUCGGCUGUAACCCACACUUCCUCCCCGCCAUCCCCUUGACAGCAUUUUGUCACUUUUGAACAUCCAGUUCUGCUGUCUCUUUUCACAGCAGCGAAAAGCAAGGGGUUGUUUCAGCUCCACACCAGGAAAAGUGUUUUGUUUUACCCCCCUCUUCGGGUUACAAACCUUAGUGAAAGUCUGGGCUGAAUGGGGUGGUGGCCCCCUUUAUAAACUGGCAAGCCUAUUCUGCACCUGCCCUCGUCUGCCAGGCCUCGCAAGGCCAGAUCUCAAAUGGCAAAGGCUUUCCUCUUUCUAUAAGUGCUUCUCUUGCCCAGGGCCGAAGCGGCAACUUGCCAGCGCUGCACAGUUAUUUGAGGCUCAGGAGUGAGCUGGGGUUGCCAACUUUUAGGCUGGUCCCUCUGCCCUUUCAACAGCAGUUUGACGGGCAGUUGGCUAAUGUUGGCUCUGUGCCAUGGGAAGAAAGCGUCAACAGCAGAACUCUGUGAAAAGGAACAGGAGCAGAUCACAUGGCGAGAGGUUGGAAAUGCUAUGUUGGAUAUGCAAUCUCAGGGCCUUAAGGUGACACCAGGCAUGGGGAAAUCGGUCAAUUUCAGAUCUGUUUCUCAUUUUCCCAGUCUCAAAUUCAGCUCUCCACAUCUCCACACCAGUUUGCCAGUUGUUGCUGUUUUUUUAAUAAUUUUUUUAUUAACAAUUUCCACAUAACAGUAUAUCAAAAUAUAUCAUAUUCAUUAUUCCCCCCCUUUUUCCCCAUUCCCCAUCAAACCCCUCCUUCCCCCCACAAGACUUCCCUCAGCUCCUCUCUCAGAUUUCUCAACACACAUCACUCUCUGCAUAUUAUAAAAUUAUUUCAAUCCUUAUAUUAUCUAUCUACCGUGUUGCCAAACACAAAAUUUGUGUAUGUUGAUUCAAAACCUGCCAAGGAGUCCAAUUCAUUUUGUUGUCUUUUUAAGUACUUUGUAAAAAGUUCCCAUUCUUCUUUAAAGUCGCAGUUUUUGUUUUUUUACCCCCAUGAGAAUUCAUCAGCAUUUAAGUGUGGAUUUCUCCUAACAUGCCCAUUUCCCCUAUGCGAUUUUUGCCUAAUUUAUGGAUUUCGGGCAAAGUGGUUUCCUUAACGUAAUGCACUUUGCAUGCAGUUUUCACAGAUAUAUGCAUUCCACACUUUCUCCCCAAUAUUUGCACCUUUGCACACACCACUUGACUGAAGAACUACAUUGCAAAAUCCGGCUGUGUUUAGGUUUAUGCAUUGUUUCCAACAGUGCAAAUUAAACCGGCUGACCUUUAACUACAAACUGAAUCAUGUUUCUCCCCUAUCUCUAGUUACAACUCUGUAGAUGGUCCUUCUGUAUUCAGUGUGUAAGUUGGGGAAUCUGGACGCGGAAGUCAGGAUGGUGUCAUUUGUUGUGUCGGUGUUAGAAUGCUGCUUGUGUAACUCAUGGGAAGUUGCCGUUGUGUAAAUGCCAGAGGGAAACGCAACAAUGGCAGUCAAUUAGGAAGUGAGUUGCUGUUGUGGGAAGUUUUUAAUGUGUGACAUUUUAAUGUAUUUUUAAUCUUUGUUGGAAGCAGCCCAGACUGUCUCGGGAAACCCAGCCAGAUGGGCGGGGUACAAAUAAUAAAUUGUUGUUGUUGUUUAGUCAUUUAGUCGUGUCCGACUCUUCGUGACCCCAUGGACCAGAGCAUGCCAGGCACUCCUGUCUUUCACUGCCUCCCGCAGUUUGGUCAAACUCAUGCUGGUAGCUUCGAGAACACUGUCCAACCAUCUCGUCCUCUGUCGUCCCCUUCUCCUUGUGCCCUCCAUCUUUCCCAGCAUCAGGGUCUUUUCCAGGGAGUCUUCUCUUCUCCUGAGGUGGCCAAAGUAUUGGAGCCUCAGCUUCACGAUCUGUCCUUCCAGUAAGCACUCAGGGCUGAUUUCCUUAAGAAUGGACAUGCUUGAUCUUCUUGCAGUCCAUGGGACUCUCAAGAGUCUCCUCCAGCACCAGAAUUCAAAAGCAUCAAUUCAAUCAGUAUUGGAGCCUCAGCUUCAGGAUCUGUCCUUCCAGUGAGCACUCAGGGCUGAUUUCCUUCAGAAUGGAGAGGUUUAUUAUUAUUAUUAUUAUUAGUCAGCUGAGCCAUGGACUGCUCAGUCUGCUCUCCGGUGUGGGAGGGCUGCUUCGAGGUUAUUUCUCUUUAAACCAGACCUUGAACAGACUAUCUUUUGACAGCCCUUCAAGAUCAAAAACUGGCCUUUGCAAAGUUGGAGACCAGGUCACCAUCUCAAAAGGACAUCUAGAGAGACAACUGGUGGCAAAAAAACCAAAACUUGUUGACUUUUUGCUCUUAUUAGUGGGAUGCCCUUUCUCAAAGAGAUCCGUUUUGCACCUUGCUCAAUGCUGCCUGCUAAGCAAUUUUUUAUUUGGAAAAGCAUCUGCAAGUAUAGGCCAAUUUAGGUCUUCUGAACUCAUGGUGUGUUCCUGGUAGGGGUGGGGAAUAAAUUUGAUUUGGUGAAGCUGCCUAAUUCAAAAUACCAUUUGAAGUAAAACACAACCUUCUUUGAAAGCCACACUUUUCUGAAUUUUGUAAUUCGGUUCUUCAGCCAAAUAUUGUGUGGACAAGUGCAUAUACAGGGCGAUUCAUAAUGAAAUAUACAGUUUCCAUUUAUAGUGUGUUGAAACUGUAUACUUCAUUAUGAAUACCCUGUAUUAGGAUAAAGUGUGCGUAUAGAUGCAUAUGUUAAUGAAAAAAAGAGCACACAGAAAAGCAUCAUAUAUGGGAAAAUUGAUUUGCAGAAAUGUGUGUGUUGGACAAAAUUGCAUGCAAACUAUAUGCAUUAGGGGAAAUCCUCGUGAAAAUGCUGAUGAAUUUACAUGUUGACUUCUUUUUACUGCAAACUGAUCUGGAAAUGUGGCCUUGCUGAUGUUUUGAACGAGAAGCAGAGAGAAAGCAAAACUGACAGAUUUGUCUGUCCAUGUUUCUGGGACUGCUGCUUUUAUUCUUUCACCGUGUUGAUUUAUGCUUGUUGUUGUUUUAUCAAUUUUAAUAUUGAUCUAUGACCCCCCUAGAACAUUCGGUUUCGAGUGGAAAGACAGCUCCGUAAACAAACUGAAAAAUGUCUAAGUGAGGUUUUGUAGGUAUGAGUUGUUGGGGAGGAAAUAGAAAAUAAGGUAAAGGGACCCCUGACCAUUAGGUCCAGUCGUGACCGACUCUGGGGUUGCAGCGCUCAUCUCGCUUUAUUGGCUGAGGGAGCCGGCGUACAGCUUCCGGGUCAUGUGGCCAGCAUGACUAAGCCGCUUCUGGCGAACCAGAGCAGUGCACGGAAACGCCGUUUACCUUCCUGCCAGAGUGGUACCUAUUUAUCUACUUGCACUUUGACGUGCUUUCGAACUGCUAGGUUGGCAGGAGCAGGGACCGAGCAACGGGAGCUCACCCCGUCACGGGGAUUUGAACCACCAACCUUCUGAUCGGCAAGUCCUAGGCUCUGUGGUUUAACCCACAGCGCCACCCGCGUCCAAGAAAAUAGGACCCUGCCUUAUACUGAGUCAGGCCGUUGGCGUCCUUGUAGCUCAGCGGCUUUCCAGAGUUUUGGAGAGAAGCUGUUCCUAGCCCUAACUGGAGCUGCCGGGGACUGAACCUGUGACAUUAUGUAUGUGAAGAUGAUGCUCUGUGGCUCUUCCCUCAUUCUCCAACGUUCUGAUUCUGGUGGCCUAAUUCUGAGGGACGCCAGUGUUGGCACAGGAGCACUGCUUCCUAUAAGACCCACGAGAUGUGUUGGCUCCCAGCACCUCAAAUUAAGUGUGACAGUUAGGUGGCAGAAAGUUGAGAGAGUGUCAGUGUGUGGUUGGAGCAGGAAACUUACAGGCGGAGAGUCAGCCGUUCCAGGAAACGGAGCUGUUUGAAUGAGAAACCUACAGACAAAAAAAAAAAACCCUGAACGUUUGUUCCUGAACCCUGAACCUUUGUUCGCCUCACAGUGCUUUGUUUUUUCCUGGGCGUGCUCAGUGGGCAGGCACCCCAAGUGGUGCGGGCUGGGGGGUCUGCAGCCCCCCGAAAAAUUCAAGGAGGGGGCUGGGCUCCCCCAAAACCCUGUGGCCUGCUCCACGGCCUUCUCCCCACCAUGUCGUGCAGGGAGGAGAAAGCCAAGUGUGGCGACCAGUUCCGCGCUCCCCAUUACCCAGCCGGCAUGCCAGCACUGGCAUCGUGCGCUAGGUGGGGGGUGGGACAUGAUGAGCGGUUGGAGGAUGGAUGGCGGCUAACAGAUUGAGGUUGAAUCCUGACAAGACAGAAGUACUGUUUUUGGGGGACAGGAGGCGGGCAGGUGUGGAGGACUCCCUGGUCCUGAAUGGGGUAACUGUGCCCCUGAAGGACCAGGUGCGCAGCCUGGGAGUCAUUUUGGACUCACAGCUGUCCAUGGUGGCGCAGGUCAAUUCUGUGUCCAGGGCAGCUGUUUCUUAAUUCUAGACGGUAUUGGGACAUUGUGUGGCAAGGUCCCAAACCCUCCUGCGAAGUGAAAUAAAGAGACACAAAACAGUAUUUUAGGUUAAUGGGCGAAAAAGGCCACAACUUCAUUGGUUACAGAAUGUGAGUGGUAUUGGCUUAGGCAUUGGAAACCACACGACUAUAUCUGACUCCUGCCCGUCUGCAGGAGUCUUGGAAGGGUUAACCACCAGAAGGGGGAGCCCUGCUCAUGCAGAUCAACUAGGAACUCCCCCAGGGUCACCGCUAGAGGUCGUGCCAUGGUCCCAGCCCCCAGUCUGGGGCUUCGGACAGAGAUCACGCCCGCUGGAUUCCUUUAACGCAGCGGUUCUCAACCUGAGGGUCCCCAGAUGUUGUUGGACUACAACUCCCAUCAUCCCUCAACUCUGGCCUUGCUAGCUAGGGGUGAUGGGAGUUGUAGUUCAACAACAUCUGGGGACCCACAGGUUGAGAAAGGUUGCUUUAACGGAAUACCGAGCAGGGAGAAAACAGGGGCAAGCCCUCGGCCGCAGGAAGUUUAAAUAGCCCGUGCCACGCCCCUGGACCAUCCGGAUUGGACGGCCUAGGGAUGAUGUGGCCAAGGACCAUCCAAUGGCGCAAGGGCUAGCCCGCCCAAUGCACGUGGGGAGGGCUUGCUCCUAGCCCGCAACAUCAUCUCCCCAGGAACGGGAAAUGGCUUUACAGUGGUACCUCAGGUUAAGAACUUAAUUCGUUAUGGAGGUCAGUUCUUAACCUGAAACUGUUCUUAACCUGAAGCACCGCUUUAGCUAAUGGGGCCUCCUGCUGCCGCCGGAGCACGAUUUCUGUUCUCAUCCUGAAGCAAAGUUCUUAACCUGAGGUACUAUUUCUGGGUUAGCGGAGUCUGUAACCUGAAGAGUCUGUAACCUGAAGCGUCUGUAACCUGAGGUACCACUAUACAUUCAAAUUGUAUGCAUUGGAGCUCUAAGUGUUGUCUAUGUUCAUUCCACACACUCACGGAAUCAAUCCUUCAGUGUGUUGGCUCCUCCUCUUUGGAACUCCCUGCCCAUUGAUGAAAUUAAUACAGUGGUACCUCAGGUUAAGGACUUAAUUCGUUCCGGAGGUCCGUUCUUAACCUGAAACUGUUCUUAACCUGAGGUACCACUUUAGCUAAUGGGGCCUCCCGCUGCCGCCGCACGAUUUCUGUUCUCAUCCUGAAGCAAAGUUCUUAACCCAAGGUACUAUUUCUGGGUUAGCGGAGUCUGUAACCUGAAGUGUCUGUAACCUGAGGUACCACUGUAAUAAUAAUAAUAAUAAUUUUGUUAUUUAUAUGCCGCCCAUCUGACUGGGUUGCUCCAGCCACUGUGGGCAGCUUCCAACAAAAUAUUAAAACACAAAACUGGCAACUGCCUUUGUAGUAUUGUGUUUGGCAUCUGCCCAAAACUUUUUUGUUGAGGUGGGUCUACCCAGCCAUGUAAUUAUAAGCUGCCACAACCAUAAUAAGAUAACCCACCCACCUCUGCUGCAACCCCAAACGUUAUGAAUGGGAGACCUGAUUAGACUCUCAUUCCUACCCAUUCAUUCUUCCCUGCAUCUGUUUAUUUUAAUAUUGAAUUUCAGUUGGAUGGGCUUUAUUGGUUUAGUAGCUGAUUGUUGCUUAAUUUUUUUUGCGUUCCCUCAUACAGUAUGCUGCUUGGAGAAAUGUUUUUAUUAGGCAGCUAAUAAAGGGAUUGAAUAAAUGAAUCAUUUUGGAAUGAAAGCAAAUUAACCGGGCUCCAAUUGUUGCUGCCCUGCUCCCGCACACCAACUGUGCACCUACUAGUAUUUCUCUCUGUGCAGAUAGUUCAGAGACACCACAAGCUUCCAGGACUCUCUCUUCAUGGGGGAAAUGGCUUCCAUGAAACUUCAGGAAAAUGAAGCCUGAUGUCAGGAACCGGAGUCAGGCAUGAUCAGCGAGAAAAUACAGACGUAUCUCAGCUCCCAAACGCCUUGGGAGUCAAACGUUCCGGCUCCCAAACGAUCGAAAACCGGAAAGGAGUGUUACGGUUUUCAAACAUCCUUUUGGAAGCCGAACAUCCAACAUGGCUUCCGAUGGAAGCUCCUGCAGCCAAUCAGAAGCCACGUUUUGGUUUCUGAACGUUUCGGAAGUCGAACGGACUUCUGAAACGGAUCCCGUUCGACUUCCGAGGUACGACUCUACCCAGUGUAGGUGAAGUUAACUCUUUAUUCAAAGAAACCAAAACAGCAGAGGCCUAGUGAUUACAGCAACUCUUCCCAUUAGGUCUCCCCAAAUGAGGCAUUUUUGGGGGCUGAUUCCUCCUCUCCCUGGGUCCUUCCCAAACAAUUAGAAUUCAAAUAAAAUCUGCGGCACUCUGGGGCUGACUGCUUAGCCCACCGCCAUCUUGACCAGAAGCCAAAUGUUGAGCUUUUUUUUAGGAUUUUACCCCAGGAAAUAAACUGCCACAGGCGCUGGAUUAAACUGACCGGCAGGCUGUAUACUCCCAAACAAUCUCAGGCUCCUUCAUCUAUUUUCUCGUUGCUCUCCCCUCUUCACUCCUCUAUGUUUUCUGGGAGACUAGUGGUGAGGCAAAUUGGUUACAGCAGGAGGGAGAGACUCCCUGGCUCAGGGGUCAGCAAGGGGUCGGUUCCCUCUGUGGGUCAGAUCGUGCACGCGCAUGAGUGUGUGUGGCCACAAUUUCCAGCAUCUGCGCCUGUGCAAACACGCUUUUCUGCAUCUGAGCAUGCUCAGACGCUCCAGCACCGUGGAAGCGAGUCCCCACACUGUGCUGCUCUGGUUUAGCGCAGUAUACGGGGACUCGCUGAGCGGGUGGCUCAGUUCGGGGGUGGCUCGGGGGCCAGUUAAACAACCUCUGUGGGCUGCUUAUGGCCCAUGGGCCUUAGGUUGCCUACCCCUGCCCUGGCUUCUUCAGCAACCUGUCUCAUCCCUGUCUCCUGGCCCCCUUCCUCUCCUGCCACUGAUUCUGGACUGCUCUCUGCCCCAGCCUCUCCCUGCUCACUAAACCCCGUUGCCUCUUCAGCUUCCAACAUCUCCUCCUCCCCAUCUGCCCCCUCUUCUCCCUUGAACCGCCAUCCCACCACCAAUCCCCUGGCUCUGAGCCUUCUUCCCCUGGGGGUUCCCUUGGGGUUCCCCAACUGGUACCUCUCACAAUUCCUCUGCAUCCAGCCAGUCCAUGACAUCUGAUCGUUUAGUCACUGGCUCUCCAGUGGACUCUAAGCAAGGAGUGCAGAAUACAAAAGAGGUAAUGUUAGAUGCCAAGUGUGCAAUUAGAUACCUUUGGUCCUCUCUGUGACUGGUGUGGGUGUUUAAUUAAAAGAUGGACAGCUCGUUUUCCCAGACCAGUUUCAUCCAGAGGUGGAAAGCGCUGGCAGAAGUUGCACAAUUUGAAGGCAGAGAAGUAAUAAUAAUAAUAAUAUUUUUUUAUUUAUACCCCGCCCAUCUGGCUGAGUUUCCCCAGUCACUCUGGGUGGCUCCCAAUCAAGUAUUAAAAACAAUACAGCGUUAAAUAUUAAAAACUUCCCUGAACAGGGCUGCCUUCAGAUGUCUUUUAAAAAUAGGAUAGCUACUUAUUUCCUUCACAUCUGAAGGGAGGGCGUUCCACAGGGCAGGCGCCACUACCGAGAAGGCCCUCUGUCUGGUUCCCUGUAACCUCACUUCUCGCAAUGAGGGAACCGCCAGAAGGCCCUCAGCGCUGGAUUUCAGUGUCCGGGCAGAAAGAUGGGGGUGGAGACCCUCCUUCAGGGAUACAGGACCGAGGCAGUUUAGGGCUUUAAAGGUCAACACCAACACUUUGAAUUGUGCUCGGAAACGUACUAGGAGCCAAUGCAGAUCUCUCAGAACCGGUGUUAUGUGGUCCCGGCGGCCACUCCCAGUCACCAGUCUAGCUGCCGCAUUCUGGAUUAAUUGCAGUUUCCGGGUCACCUUCAAAGGUAGCCCCACGUAGAGCGCAUUGCAGUAGUCUAUUUGCAAACGUGCAGCAUCUUAACUCAUCCUUUCCACAACUCCCCUAAUACGAGGACUUUCUGCACUUAAUCGAGCCAUUGGAGAAGUUCAUUUGAUUCACCUUUCCAAUGCAAACCUGCAAAAUUCACUCUUCUCAAGCCGAAUCGAAACACAGCUUUCCUUCUGAAGCCGCACUUUCUCUGAAUUUUGCAAUGCAGUUAUCCAGCCAAAGAAUGAAUGCAAAAAAAAAAAAUUCUUAGUCGUGAAAAGUAUGUUCAAAAAGGCAGUUGGUAUUGGUGAAAAUGAUGCGCAGAAAUGCAUUGGGUUCCAGGGAAAUUGCUUGCAAUAUAAGUGAAUUCUAGGCAAAAUUGCAUAAGAAAAUGUGUACAUUGGAAAGAGCACGUUCUCAAAUGUGCAUGAGUUUUCACGCAGACUUUUUAUGAACAAAUUUGUAGUCUCAUGCAGCACUGGGAUGAGCUUGCCUGCUAAGGAGUUGUUGCUGUUUAGUCGUUUAGUCGUGUCCGACUCUUCGUGACCCCAUGGACCAGAGCACGCCAGGCACUCCUGUCUUCCACUGCCUCCUGCAGUUUGGUCAAACUCAUGCUGGUAGCUUCAAGAACACUGUCCAACCAUCUCGUCCUCUGUCGUCCCCUUCUCCUUGUGCCCUCCAUCUUUCCCAGCAUCAGGGUCUUUUCCAGGGAGUCUUCUCUUCUCAUGAGGUGGCCAGAGUAUUGGAGCCUCAGCUUCAGGAUCUGUCCUUCCAGUGAGCACUCAGGGCUGAUUUCCUUCAGAAUGGAUCGGUUUGAUCUUCUUGCAGUCCAUGGGACUCUCAAGAGUCUCCUCCCAGUAGCCCAAUGGGUCAGUGGAUCAGGAUCCCUGCAUUGCUGGAAGUUGGGGCUAGAUCACCCUCACAGUCCCUUCCAGUUCUACAAUUCUGUGAUUCUAAGUGGGGUUAGGAUUGCAGCCUUGUUUGUUUUUGAUGGCUUUCCCCCAACUUGCUUGCAUGAUAGACAGGUCGGCAGGCAGGCAAUUGCAGACAGGCAAUUUCCCAGGCUGCCCCCAUCACUGUGUCAUUCUGGAACAUUCUGGAAGAAAAUGGCACCUCCUCCACACACACACAGUUGGUCACCUUUUGCUCUUGUCCCAAAUCAUGCAGUGCCCUAGGCAUUCUGGGAAAAUAAAAUAAGAUCAGUUGCUUUCACUAGAGAAAGGUGAGCUUGCUGUGAAUGAGCAACAAACUGCUAUGAGCAGGAGAAUGGAACCGGCACCAUUUAUCAUGCCCAUUCAUUCCUCAAGGCAUUUUUUUCAUGCUGAAUUAAACCUGAAUGGGCCCCCGUUUGGUUCAGUUGUUCAUUCACUGCAAAAUAAACGCAACAUCCCUGCGGCACAGUGCAGCUGCACUAGUUUAACUUGGUAAAAAAGACUUGCGCAGUACAAUCCUAUGCUGGUCUACUCAGCCAUAAGCCCCAUUAAGUUCAAUGGGACUUGCUCCCAGGUAAGGAUUGCAGCCUAAGGAAGAUAUAUGUAAGAGCUUAAUUUGGAGUCAUGUUCAGUGCAAAGAAAGGAGGUCUUUAUGGUUGUCACUGCUGCAGUUUUGUUCCAGUGGAAAAAAACCUGAUAACAUCUCAAGCUAAAAGAUCUUCUGCUCUUUAGUAUGUAGAUGGUGUGCAUUUAUAGGUUGGGGGUGGGGAGGUUUUCCUCUUUAGCUCUGUCAAUUCUGCCAAAACUCUAUGCAAAAAACUGACAAGGUUAAACUCGUAACAACCUGAUCAUUCUUUAUUGCAAUUUAUUUGCACUGGAGCAAACUAAGCUGGCUGAAUUCGAGUCCCACUGAAAUCAACGGGCCAAGUUAAACAUGGCUGAAGCCUCAUUGAUUUCAGUGGGGCUGGACUAAAUGAGCCUGGAUGCAACCCACCAUUGUUUAAUUACCAUAUUUUUCGCUCUAUAACACGCACCCGACCAUAACACGCACGUAGUUUUUAGAGGAGGAAAAUCUGUAGGCAUGCCACCCGUAGGCAUUCCCUUCAUAACACGCACAGACAUUUCCCCUUACUUUCUAGGAGGAAAAAAGUGAGUGUUAUGGUGCAAAAAAUACGGUAUGUGUCUAUGGUGUCUCUUCUGUAUUCAUACUCUUUGGUGUGAAGGGUGAUUCAUUUCAUGGGGACCAGAUUCCAUUUUCUCUUUACAUGGUCUUUUUUUCCUUGCCCUUUGCUGGGAUCAAGUGGACUUGGUGGUCUCACAGCCUUUCAUUCUCACGUAGAUAUGGGCAGGAAGUACUGCAAAAUGAUUACCCCACCCCACUCACUCGGUGGUUAGGUUUUUCGGCAACAGGAACUUCACCUGUGACAAUUUUGUGCUCCCUUGCAGACAUAAGCAAGGCAGGGAAUUCACAAAGUAAGCGCCACCCUAUGUUAAAUGUGGAGGAACUGCUGGGAUCGGAGGCACCAGCUUGCCAGGGUGAUUGGGAGAGCCAACGUUGCGCGUGGACCUCACACAUGGGACGUCAGGACACUGGGAGGAGAUGCAGGCAGAGUCAAACACAGCAGCCAUACAGGAGGAGGGAAGGAGCUGGCCACUGGAGUUGGGCUGCAGUCAGCUCCACGUUUCCCCUUCGCAAUUUGUGGACAUUGGGGGACCCGGCCUCUACCUGGCCCCUACCCCAAAGAUAUAUGGUGGCCCUGAAAUGGCUUGUAAUCUGGGGAACCGGGUUUGCUUCCCCGCUCCUCCACAUGCAGCUGCUGGGUGACCUUGGGCCAGUCACACUUCUCUGAAGUGUCUCAGCCCCACUCACCUCACAGAGUGUUUGUUGUGGGGGAAGAAGGGAAAAGAGAAUGUUAGCCGCUUUGAGACUCCUUCGGGUAGUGAUAAAGCGGGAUAUCAAAUCCAAACUCCUCUUCUUCUUCUUGUGAGGACUCAAUGAGGAGGGAGGAACCAUCUAUGCCACCUUGAAGAAAAAGGUGGGAUAGAAACACAAUAAUUAAAAUAAUAAAUUGAGCUGGCCUUUGGCAUGAUGCUGCCAAUGUUCUUCCCGGUCUGCCUCUGGCUCCAUUGUCUCCUCACUGCUGCUUCUGCCACCCCAUCAAGGAUUGUGAAUGCCACCCCCCCUCCAUGACAUGGCGGCAUGGAAGUUGGAAUACCAAACUAGGACCUGGGAGACCAGAGUUCGAAUCCCAGCUCCGCCACGAAGUUCACUGGGUGAUCUUCGGCCAGUCACAAGGCUUUCUCGGCAGACAUUCUGGGAUCAAAUCAGAAAGCGUGACGGCUUCUGUAAAUCCAGGACUGUCCCUGGAAAAUAGGGACACUUGGAGGGUCUGUGUUUGUUUUCCCUUCCGGUGAGGCUCACCCAUCCAAGGUUCCACUCACUGGCUGACUUCAUUUCCAUCCAGUAUACAGUGGUACCUUGGUUCUCAAACUUAAUCUGUUCCAGAAGUCCGUUCCAAAACCAAAGCGUUCCAAAACCAAGGCACGCUUUCCCAUAGAAAGCAAUGCAAAACGGAUUAAUCCGUUCCAGACUUUUAAAAACAACCACUAAAACAGGAAUUUAACAUGAAUUUUACUAUCUAACGAAAUGAAAGCAAGAAACAGUGUGCUGCAGUCACACAGUCAAUCAUUCAGUAGCUGAACUGGGUUCCACACAGUCACAAAAAAACAAAACAAAAGAGCUGCAAAAAGAAAAACGCAAAAUAAAUAGCAAAACCCGACAGACCUCAGUGUAACACUCAAAACGGAAGCAUAACACUCAAAACAGAGCACGUUCAGCUUCCAAAAAACGUUCACAAACCGGAACACUUACUUCUGGGUUUGCAGUGUUUGGGUUUCAAGUUGUUUGAGUACCAAGGCACUUGAGAACCAAGGUAAAAGGUAAAGGUAAAGGGACCCCUGACCGUUAAGUCCAGUCGCGAACGACUCUCAGGUUGCGGUGCUCAUCUCGCUUUACUGGCUGAGGGAGUCGGCGUUUGUUUGCAGACAGAUUCCAGGUCAUGUGGCCAGCAUGACUAACAUGUUUCCACAGAAACGCCGUUUACCUUCCCGCCGGAGCAGUGCCUAUUUAUCUACUUGCACUUUGACGUGCUUUCGAACUGCUAGGUUGGCAGGAGCAGAGACCGAGCAACGGGAGCUCACCCCAUCGCGGGGAUUCGAACCGCCGACCUUCUGAUCGGCAAGCCCUAGGCUUUGUGGUUUAGACCACAGAGCCACCCGCCACUAUAUAAAUAUCAAAUUUAACACAUCAAAUUUAAAUAAGACAGCAUCUUAUUUAACCAUGCCAGCUUCCAGCCAUCCCCUUGCAGUGCCAUUUUGCAAACUGCUUCGCUCCUGGUUUCUUUUCGGGGCAGCUUGUGCCUGGCAUUGACUUGUGCAGGGUUCACUGAGCAAACACUUCCCCCUCGCCCCCCCUCCUCCAGCAUCCAAUAUCCAAUUUCAAGCCCUCCUGCAGCUGCCUGCUGCUUUUCACCCAGCAAAGUCAAUCAGAUGUCAUUCCCGACCAUUGCCUUGGUGACCACAGCAGCCUCCAGCGAUACAGAGGAGCCGACAGCAUAGCCGCUCCAUGUGCCAGGGAAACUUUUGCUAACUCAGCGGGUUGCGGGACGGAGAGGGGAAAUGCUGUCCGGAAUGGAUAAGCGACUUCUCUGUUAAAUUCCCGGGCUUGCCACAGACGCUAAAACUAUAACAGCCAAGGCAGUUGCGAGAGCCUCUCCAACAACGUCUGCUUUCUUCUCCUCACAGAGACCGACAUGUCUCCUUUUCUCCGUAUUGGAUUGUCCAACUAUGACAGCGGUCCCUAUCUCCCUUCCCAGGGAGAUGUGAUCGAUCCGUAUUGCGCAGUGAUAGUCAAGGAAGCAGUGGAGUCGGGUAAGUGCUUUAUUCUUACGUUUGAGCAUGCAUGCGCGUAAUAACAACAACAAUAUUUUAUUUUAUUUUUAUAUGCCGCCCAUCUGACUGGGUUUCCCUAGCCACUCUGCGAGGCUUCCAGCAAAAUAUUGAAGACACAGUGAAAUGUCAAACCUUAAAAACAUUCCCUGUACAGGGCUGCCUUCAGAUGUCUUCUAAAAGUCAUAUGGCUGUUUAUCUGCUUGACAUCUGACAGGAGGGUGUUCCACAGGGUGGGUGCCACUACCGAGAAGGCCCUCUGCCUUUACCUUCACUUCUCACAGUGAGGGAACUGCCAGAAGACCUUCAUAUCUGGACCUCAGUGUCCAGGCUGAACAAUGGCCAAUGGUCAGGGCUGGCCAACCUGUGAGGCAAGGGGAGGUGACAGCCUCAGGCGGCAGGAUCCGCAGGGACAGCAGAUCCCAAUGUAGAUAUUUGUGGGCCACCCACAAAUAUUGUUCUUGAUCUUCACUCACCCUUCUUCCCUGGUGGGGAAGGGGGUGCCAUUUUGUGGUUCGCCUCAGGCGCCAAAAUGUCUUGGGCCAGCCCUACUAGGGGAGAUGCAGCCUGAGUCUAUCCAGAGUGAGUUUCAAAUCACACAUUAACAUUGAUUGAUUGAUUGAUUGAUUGAUUGAUUGUUGAUCGAUUGAUAACAUUUGUAUACCCUGCUCUCCAGCCUAAAAGCAUUCCAGAGCGGCUUACAUAUACAGUAGUCAAAACAAGACAGCACCUGCUUGCAAGGUUACAGUCUAGAGAAGCACGACACACAAGGGGAAAGGAACAAGGAGGGCAGAGGAAAAUCAAAACUCAGGCACCAAUUUCUAAAGAAUUGGUGUUCCUACAAUGGCCGACUGGCACAGUUCAGGGGCAGGAGGGAAAUGGUGGAGUGAGUUCUGCUUCCCAGCUCUCCCACUGCUGGAAUGGCUGUCUCAGAUGAGGGAGGGAGGCCUGAUGCAGUCGGUAUUUUAUAUGUUCUUGUCUGUCAUGGUUUUAUUUUCAAAACAAGAUUCAUAUAGAAUCAUGGAAUUCUAAGUUGGAAGGGACCAUGAGGGUCCUCUAGUCCAACUCCCUGCAAUACAGAGUUGUUCUUGUUGUUGUUGUUUUUAAAAAUGCCCACUGUGGGACUCGAACCCACAUCUCAUGCUCUACCAAUUGAGCUAGCCUAGCUGUUGUUGUUAAUUGUUAUGUUGCCCAUUCAUUCAUUCAAUUUAUAUCCUGCUCUUCCUCCCAAAGGAGUCCAGGAACGGCAAACGCAGCCAUGAUUAUUUUCAAAUAUUCUAACAACAGUUUUACAAAAUUGUCUCGGAGUUGCCGGAAUCUGAGAGAUGCCAGGAGCAGUGUCUUUCAGCCAUCAAACAGGAAUGAUUUUAGAUGCCUCCUCAAAGUCAGUAACGAGGAAGACAGGUGUACCUCACCGGGGUAGGCGUUCCACAAAUGGGGAGCCACCACAGAAAAGGCUCUGUAGCAGGUUGGUGACAACAGAGCAGCCUGCAGUUGGGUCAGAGAAAGAGCAGAUAGAGACUACUUCAUCCUUUCCCUCCUGUUCAUUUCCCAGCUCCAAAAUUGCCCUCCGUCAGCUGCUUUUUUUACCCACAGGGAGAAAGAUUCAAUUGUCCCAUCUUUCCCCCCAAAGUUUUCUACAUGCCUGAGUACUAUUUCUUUUCUUCUCUUCUUCUUUUUGUCUUAUCUUACUCUGUACACUUGUAAUUAUGUAUUUUUUAAUCUUUUAAUAAAAUAAGAAGAGGUAAAGCAGCUUGCUCAGGCUAGAUUUUUUUCUCUUUUUUCCUUUUUGAGGGGGAAACAACUACAGCAAAAGGAAGGGAUUAAGCAUGGGAACAUUGGAAAUUGUCUUUAUCCUAUCGAGUUCAGUAUUGUCUGCACUGGCAGCUCUCCUGGAUUUCAGACAGGGAGUCAUUGCCAGCCCUAACUAGGACUUGAACCCGCAGCCUUCUACAUGCCUAGCAGAUGUUCUGCCACUUAGCUAUGACACUGGCCCUAAUUCUCUCUAGUCGGCCUUCCUUUGUCCCACCCAACUUGCAGCCUUCCCAAGUGAAUUUUGACUUUCUUUUCAAAAAGAAAAAAAGCAGAAUAAAUAAUUUGUAUUUUAAAGUGCCUAGUUUGGGCUACUUUAUUCUCCCUGUUUUCAGCAUGCAGCAGUAUUUAAGUGUCACGCGAUUUUAAGGAACGAUUUAGGACUUGGCCAUUCCAGAACUCCUCAAUAUGAAUGGAAAUCAUCAGGAAUCUACCUUAUUUUGUAAGGCGCUCCAAUUUCAGAACUGUGUAAAAUAGGCCUUUAUUCAAAACAGUGGCGCUAAGCAAAGAAAAGUACCUUUCAAAAGGAAAGAAAAAAGGUGCUAUUGUAGUCCUUUUAAAAAAAACACACCCAAAGAAUAAUCUUGAGAUCCAAGAGUGCCGGCAAGCUAAAAAUAAUCCCUCUUAAUGCAGAAAAGCAUUUAGUCUUGCACAGAAAGGUCAGGGAACUUAAUACACACACACACAUCCCAUAAUGUCUUGUUGGGGAAAGAGCCAGCAAACUAAGAAGCUUUAUAGAAUCAUGUUGCUUUGAUGGAGAGGCUGAAAUUGCUUAAACGAACCACCCUCAAAAGAAAUGGCUCCUUCUCCGCCAAUAUUACUGCCCAUUAAUUAAAUACACUGCAAUCCACAUAAGUCUCGAGGCAAUUAAUAGGAUCUUAUGAGAUGUCUGGAAAACCCAGAGAGAUACUGCUGCUUAGCCGACAUUGGCUCAGCAGGUAAGACACAGCCACAGAACGUCAAGAAAAGUCCUUGGACCUGGGAUAAUUCAUCAGCCUCUAUGUCCAUCAUCUGUCCCAGUCUCUAUGUCCAUCAUCUGUGCCUCCUCCACGUUAGGUCCAGAGGGUAGCAAUGUGAGAACGGGGCCUUUUCUGCAGUGGCUCCCAGUUUGUGGAAUACUCUUCCUCUUCAAACGGGUCUUUGGCUGAUUAAUAUUCUACAGCCUUUAAAAUGUGUCAUGCUUUUUUGUUUUAAUCAUUCACUAGCUUCAACCCUGUAUUUUAUUCUGUCUUGUUUUCACCCUGUAUUUUAUGCGACUUGUUUCAGCUCUGAAAUCUUAUGAUGGUAUAUACAUCUAAUUAAUAAUAAUCCAGGUCAAGCAAAAGUGUGAAUGAGCCCCUAUGUGAUCUGAUAUUAUUAUUAUUAUUAUUAUUAUUAUUAUUAUUAUUAUAUCCUGCCCAUCUGACUGGGUUUCCCCAGCCAUUCUGAGUGGCUCCUGACAGAAUAAUAAUAAUAAUAAUAAUAAUAAUAAUAAUAAUAAUAAUAACCAUUAAAAACUUCCCUAGACAGGGCUGCCUUCAGAUGUCUUCUAAAAGUCAGAUAGUUGUUUAACAAAGCAAGCCUUCCAUCUUCCUCAAUGUUGCAUGCAUUUAUGAGUUGAAAUGGAGGAAAUUCAGGGAGCAGGGCUGAACUUAAACUGCCUUGCAGAUGAUUCUGUUAUUUUAUUCGAACCUGCUGCCCACAAAGCAGGUGGCCCUGAAACAGGAGCCCGCAGGUGAGUAGGGCUGCUGUUGCCACUUCAGAAGAAAGGCUUUGAUGAAUCCUGAUGAAUCGUGCAGAGGAUGAACUCACUGCCCUUUCAAAACUCCUUUUGACCAAACAGGCCACCUGGAUACCUGCGGCCUUCGGCCACCUGCCUGCCUUGGUGACAUUUGCUUUUUGGAAGGCUCUGGUGUGUCUUUGAACUCUGCAGAAUGAAGAGUUUCAAAGUCAAGCCUCAGCCGUCCCUCCUCUAGUUAUUUCCAGGAUGGAUUGCUGCAAUGCGCUCUACAUGGGGCUGCCUUUGAAGACUGUAUGGAAGCUCCAAUUAGUUUGGAAAGCAGCUGCUAAACUGCUAAUAAGAGACCCAGGAGGUGGGAUCAUUUCACGCCUGUUUGGAAAGAAUGCAUUGGUUUCUUGUCCGUUUCCAGGCUCAAAGUGCUGGUGCUUCCCUUUGGUAUAUGACCCAAAUAUUAUUGAUUGAUUGAUUGAUUGAUUGAUUGAUUGAUUGCAUGGCCAUUUAAAUGUGAGCAUUCAUAAUUUAAAUGCACAAUAGAACAUUCCCAUUAAAACAUGCACAGGGAAUGUUUUUCAGCCCACUGGUCACAUUCCCUUUUGGGGUGGUGAGUCUUCUUCUUCUUCUUCUUCUUCUUCUUCUUCUUCUUCUUCUUCUUCUGUGAUACCUCAUAGCCAAGUGUCUUCCAAAAACACAGUUUUAACAGUGAGUCUGUAAGUGACUGUGAAGGCCAGUUCUGGAUCCACACAUCCAUCCACAUUGGGGACAUAGGUUUCCAGGUGGGAGUUGGUCACGGUGUGGAUUUGCCAAACGUGCCUUCCAAUAAUAAUAAUAAUAAUAAUAAUAAUAAUAAUAAUAUAUUUAUACCCUGCCCAUCUGGCUGGGUUUCCCCAGCCACUCUGGGCGGCUUCCAACAAAGUAUUAAAAUAUGGUAGUCUGUUAAACAUUAAAAGCUUCCCCAAAGAGGGCUGCCUUCAGAUGUCUUCUAAAAGUCUGGUAGUUGUUCUUCUCUUUGACAUCUGAUGGGAGGGCGUUCCACAGGGCAGGUGCCACCACCAAGAAGGCCCUCUGCCUGGUUCCCUGUAACUUCUCGCAGUGAGGGAACGGCCAGAAGGCCCUUGGCGCUGGACCUCAGUGUCUGGGCAGAACGAUGGGGGUGGAGACGCUCCUUCAGGUAUACUGGACCGAGGCUGUUUAGGGCUUUAAAGGUCAGCACCAACACUAUGAAUUGUGCUCGGAAACAUACUGGGAGCCAAUGUAGGUCUUUCAAGACUGGUGUUAUGUGGUCUCGGCGGCUGCUCCCAGUCACCAGUCUAGCUGCCACAUUCUGGAUUAGUUUCUCCCUUUCGUCCUGAGUUCGAGCAUCUUCAAAGCCCAUGACACCUUUGGUAAAGGCUAUUCUCCAAUUGGAGCACUCGCAGGCCAGUGUUUCCCAGUUGUCGGUGUUUAUACUACAUUUGCCUUGAGAGAGUCUUUGAACCUCUUUUGUUGCAUUACGCUUCCAAUUUUUAAGUAGGGGCAGAGGGGGAAGUAUUUGCUCUGGAUGAGAUGCAACUAUUCAAAUAAAUCCUUUUGACCCUAGAGAACGGCCAGUCCUACGUCCAGAAGAAGCCCACCAUGUACCCACCUUGGAACAGCACUUUCGAUGCUCACAUCCACAGGGGGCGUGUAAUGCACAUCGUUGUGAAGGACAAGAGCGCCGAAAUGGUCGCAGAAACGACGGUAGAACUCAAUUUGAUUGCAGAGAAGUGCAAAAAGAAGAAUGGGAAAUCAGAAAUCUGGGUAAGCGCCAGAGCCGUUGCUCACUUGCAGGGCCGGAUUUAGAUUUGAUGAGGCCCUAAGCUACUGAAGGUAAUGGGGCCCUUUCUAUGUCCAGCUGUCCUUUGUCAACAACAAAUUGUUACUGUUUUUUGUGUUGAAUAUAUGCUAUAUGGUAAUUUAUGGACUUAAUAGAUAUCUCAAGCCCUUUGCACAUGUUGCCAUGUAACCAGUCCAUGCAGAAUGUAAGGUAAAGGGUAAAGGGAACCCUGACCAUUAGGUCCAGUCGUGACCGACUCUGGGGUUGCGGCGCUCAUCUCGCUUUAUUGGCAGAGGGAGCCGGCGUACAGCUUCCGGGUCACGUGGCCAGCAUGACUAAGCCACUUCUGGCGAACCAGAGCAGCGCACGGAAACGCCGUUUACCUUCCCACCGGAGCGGUACCUAUUUAUCUACUUGCACUUUGACGUGCUUUCGAACUGCUAGGUGGGCCGGAGCAGGGACCGAGCAACAGGAGCUCACCCCGUCGCGGGGAUUCGAACCGCCGACCUUCUGAUCAGCAAGCCCUAGGCUCUGUGGUUUAACCCACAGCGCCACCUGCGUCCUUUAGAGAGAUGUUCUACCACUGAGCUAAUUAAUGGAGACUCUUUUCCUUAAAAGCCAUCUGCAGUCAAUGGGAGUUGCCAGUUCCUGCAGAAUUGAAACACUUGAUUUCAAUAAGCCUGCUGUGAAUUUGCUCAGUCUGAAGGACACUCUUCUAAUAGACUUUGCUUAGAUUUUUUUUUUUAAAAAUCCCCUUUGGGCAGGAAGAAUAAUUGGCAGUAAUAAAACUGACUUGAGCUUGAAUUCGUUCAUGCCUCGCCAGGGAUUUUACUCCAAAAACGUAAUGGAAAGCUUAAUGAAGAAAUGUAGAGAACUGUAUAGAUCAUGAUGCAACUGUCCUGGAAGCUUUCGAAAUGCACUUGUGUAAAACAUUAUUGCUGGCGACGCAGUACCUCUGGUGCUCUGGUUAUCUCCCGCUUGGACUACUGCAAUGCGCUCUACGUGGGGCUACCUUUGAAGGUUACCCGGAAACUACAACUAAUCCAGAAUGCGGCAGCUAGACUGGUGACUGGGAGUGGCCGCCGAGACCACAUAACACCGGUCUUGAAAGACCUACAUUGGCUCCCAGUACGUUUCCGAGCACAAUUCAAAGUGUUGGUGCUGACCUUUAAAGCCCUAAAAGGCCUCGGUCCAGUAUAUCUGAAGGAGCGUCUCCACCCCCAUCGUUCAGCCUGGACACUGAGGUCCAGCUCCGAGGGCCUCCUGGCGGUUCCCUCGCUGCAAGAAGCCAAGUUACAGGGCACUAGGCAGAGGGCCUUCUCGGUAGUGGCACCCGCCCUGUGGAACGCCCUCCCACCAGAUGUCAAAGAGAACAACAACUACCAGACUUUUAGAAGGCAGCCCUGUUUAGGGAAGCUUUUAAUGUUUGAUGUAUUACAGUAUUUUAAUAUUUUUGGGGGAAGCCGCCCAGAGUGGCUGGUGAAGCCCAGCCAGAUGGGUGGGGUAUAAAUAAUAAAUUAUUAUUACUGAGGAUCAGUGACGUAUUGACCUUCUUACAUUUGUGAUCACCAGACUGAAUGAUAAAGGCAGGAGAGGGUGCUGAAUGCCUAGGUAUGAACUGCACAGUGCAAUCCUGUUGCAGAGUUGGGGCAGGUUCAGAAAAGGGGCAACCCAAAUGGUCCCCUAUUUAGAUGACUUUAGAAGAGGUUUAGCUGAAUUUGUGGGCUAUCGAUGGCUAUGAGCCAUGAUGGCAAAGCUCUGCCUCCACUCUGGAAGUGUGCUGGUCCCGAGGGUUAUCCGUGUGGCGAGGUCCGAGUCCGAUCCAAGGUCGAGGGUGCGGUAUGGAGGCUGUCCUUCAAAGCUGUAGCUGGGUCCAAGGCAGGGAGUCAGGUGGGGUCAGGAACUCUGGCAGAAGAGCAGGACAGGGUGCAGGCAGGAACCGGCUAGAAACAACGUUGCUCCCGCAACCUGGGACUGGGGCUGACUGGCUUUUAUCUGCCCCGAGGCAUAGAGCGGCCCCGGUCCACAGGUGACUCGCCUCUCCUGGCCUGGAAGCGAGCACUCCUCCUGCGGGAACUUAGUUCCCUCUAUCUUUCUGCCCUGAGCCUCUGCAGCUCAGGAGAGGCUGGAGGGUUACCGGACCCAGAGGCAACCUCCGCUUCCCCUGACGGGGCUGAGAGUGGAGCACCUGCAGGCAAUGGGUCCUCCAUCACCUCAGGAGCCAGAGCAGACUCAGCUGAUGCCUGCACCUGAGGAUCCAGCAUAGGUGAGGACCCUUCAGGCUCAUGCCCCAGCUCCAGCUCAGCUGGUUCUGGAGGCGAGGACUCCUGUGCAGGCUGGGAUUCCUCAGGUUCAGCCUCCAAGUCCGAAUCCCAGGCCAUCACAGGAAGGCAGCAAUGCUUCUGAAUACCAGUUGCUGAAAACAGCAGGAUGGACCAGUGGUGUAGCAUGGGUUGCCAGUACCCGGGGCUGUGUGGAAGCAAGGAAACGGAUGGAGUACACAUGCACAUUCAACUGCCUAAUGACGUCAUCCACUGCAGCCACAGACAUGAGAUGAGAAGAGUCGUUCCAUUGUCUAGAGAGGUCACUUCUUGAUUCUCAUGGAAAAGCCAUUUUCGAUGGAGUCCAGCAACAGAGGCAGCACCGGGUGUUUGAAAUUUUGUGCCCCCUAGCAAUUUUGGGCCUGGGACAACCACCCCUUUGCCCACUCCCACACUACACCACUGCAUAAGAGUGUGUUCUUGUGCUUCAGUCCUCCUUGAAAGUUUCCCACAGGCAACUGGCUGACCGCUGUGAGAACAGGACACUGGGCUAGAUGGGCCAUUGGUCUGAUCCAGCAAAGUUCUUGUAUUUUCAUCCAGGAGGACAAGCAAAGGAUUACAGUGGUACCUCUGGUUGCGAGCAGGAUCCGUUCCGGAGCCCUGUUCACAACCUGAGCAGAACGCAACCUGCAUCUGCGCGUCUGCGCAUGCGCGGGUCGCGAUUUGCCGCUUCUGCGCAUGCGCGUGACAUCAUUUUGAGUGUCUGCACAUGCGUGAGUGCCGAAACCCGGAAGUAACCCUUUCCGGUACAGUGGUACCUCGGGUUACAUUUGCUUCAGGUUACAUAUGCUUCAGGUUACAGACUCCGCUAACCCAGAAAUAGUGCUUCAGGUUAAGAACUUUGCUUCAGGAUGAGAACAGAAAUCGUGCUCCGGCGGCACGGCAGCAACAGGAGGCCCCAUUAACUAAAGUGGUGCUUCAGGUUAAGAACAGUUUCAGGUUAAGUACGGACCUCCAGAACGAAUUAAGUACUUAACCUGAGGUACCACUGUACUUCCGGGUCCCCGCGGGAGCAACAUGAAAAGAUUUAACCUGAAGCGUCUUUAACCCGAGGUAUGACUGUAUGUCUGUUAACCAAUGUCAAGUGUUCUCAACCUCCCUUCAUAAUAAAUAAAUAAAUACUUUAAUACAUUUAUUUAUUUAUUAAUUUUUUACUGUGGAUCACAAGAUGAUUGCAAGAUCUUUCCAUUAUGGCUUUCCAUGCAAUGGUCACUCCCUGGCUGUUUUGUCACUCACUCUUCCUUUUUAAGCAAAAAACAAAAGCUAUUUUUAACUUGCCUUCCUUUAUUUUAUUUUAUUUUUAGCUAGAACUGAAGCCACAAGGCAGAAUGUUAAUGAAUGCAAGAUACUUCCUGGAAACUACUGGCAAGUGAUGGUCAUAUUAUUGCUACGACAUAUUCAGUUAUUUUCACUGCGGAUUUCCCCACCCUGAAAGCUCAGGUUGGGACAUGGUAAUUUCAAAAUGUACAAAAUCCCAACGCAGAGCGAUAAAUACUUUUACAUAAAAAAACACAGCAGAGCCUCAAAAUAUUGAAAUUCUUAAACUGCUCAGGGACCAGUUCAAUGGCUGGUGCAAUUUUAAUUGGCUAUUAUGGCAACAUAUUGGGAUUUGUGACACCCAAAGGACUGAUUCACACAUGCGCGAGCGUCAUUUGCUGUCUUUCAUCACUCAGGACAAACCCUGGGCCACUUCUGGACUCCUUGUUUUUGGACGGAAUUCAGUCACAUCCUGGUGAAUUUUAGUUUGUGCAAUUGAAGAUGGUUUGGUGCUUUCAUGUAACAAACCAGCUUCCUGAGAAGGAAAGUGACUGGAAAAUAGAUUGGAAAGCAUAUUGCUUGCUGGAUGCAAGGUGGUCUAACCACCCUGUGAGCAUAUCAGAACGAAUGCACAAUAAAUAGCCAACGUAGUCCGAAAACACCCUACAAACUUUUUACGAGCAAAUCGGGGUGAAUUCUUGAGAAACAGUUAAUGGGCAAUUGUGUGUUCGCUGUUUUGUUUUUAAAAAAACUACAGUAAAUUGCAAGCUCAGCUGGUCCACUCCAGAUUUGGAUCUUGGGUAGGAACAGCCUUGUCUUUUUGUUACAGUCCCAAACUGGAGUCACACACCCCACACCCCUGCAAUUUACAUUUGGGCAGAAAGGUCCUGUUUUCCUCCCAGUUCAAAGAUUGAGUGUAAAGAGCUUUAGCUUAGUAGUAGGACACCAUUUUUCUGGUUCAGUCCCCAAUUUUGUCAUCAUUUCCUGCUUGUAGCAUCUGGUUGGCUAUUGUAAGAACAGAGUGCUGGACCAGAUAAGCAAUUGCCCUGAUUCAGGAUGGCUAUUCCUAUGCUUCUUUCAUUUGGGGUAGGGGUCUUUACAGGAGAUGCCCGACAUUUGAUGAGAGCCAAAAUUACAGCCAUGUUACUUCUGCUGGAUGGUACUGUUAUGUACUGAAGUUCUCACCCUGGGCCAGCAGGGGGAUACUGUAGAUAGUUAUGCAAAUAAGGGAUCGAAAGUGGCGUUCAGUGAUUGGAUAGUUUUAGAAAGUUGUUGCAGUAACGUUGUACUGGAGCUCUAUGUAAGCAGGCUGACUGAACCCUUCAGUUCUAUUCUGGCCUGUGAAUAAACAAGAGCUGUUUGAAGAAUCGCUGUGUCGUCUGAUAUGUUCACCCACAACUUAACAGGUACCACUUCAGGCUGGGAGAGGACCUUGUGUCAGUCCUCCCUGCACAUCAAAAUCUAGCAGAUCAAGGACAAAUGUAGGUGAGAACCCUGCUCCCUGACCUGCUAGUUUUUCAAAGACAUGGAAUCCCACCCCCCAUGGGGCAAGCAUUCAGGCAUAUGACACCCCCACACCCCCAGGCAGUCCACAAAUAUAUGCACCAACCACUCACUUCUCUUGGUUGUGUGACUCAGCUCUCUGAGUUGUUUUAGGAAGUGUGCCCUGCUCUUUAUUUUUAAAGCUGACGCCUUUUCGAGCUGAUUUAAAUAUAUGUUAUUUUAGCUUAUUGGAAGACCACAGGAAUUCGUCAUCAGAAUAACGAGACUUCUCUCUCUUUCUCUCACCCAGAUGAUCCAGAGUUUAUUGACUGUGAAAAGGAAGGGUUUUUCUCUCUGCACCAACGCAGAGGAGCCAUCAAGCAAGCCAAGAUCCACAAUGUCAAGUGUCACGAGUUCACUGCUACCUUCUUCCCUCAGCCCACGUUCUGUUCCGUUUGCCACGAGUUUGUCUGGUAUGACACAUGGCUUCCCCUCCCUUCCUUGAUCUAUUCCCAUGGCAGUCUUCUUCCCCCAACCUGAUGCCCAAGUUUUUGGGACUACAACUCCCAUCAGGCCCCAGUCUGAAUGGCCCUAGACUAGCCUUUGCCAGUUGUGCUUGCUGUGGCUGAUGGGAAUUGUAGUCCAAAACAUCUGUAGAGCACCAAUGUGAGGAAGAUUGUCUAGUGGGGAAGGGGCAAGCUGCUGCUUCUCUGAUGGAGAGGGAGGGGUUUGGAAGAGAGAUCUCUUCCUCUCUCGCAGCAAAAUUAUACACAAUGGCAAUUGCUCCAAGGACAUUAAAACUUGGUUAAAUUUGCAUCUGCCCUCAUCUACCUUAAACAAAUGUUCCCCAUGAAAAUACGAAAUCUUGCAAAUAAGUGGAUGUUUUACUCAGUGUUUCCAGACAUUACAGCAAAGUAGUCUCCAUCAAUUGGCAGUAAGACGAAUAUGAAAAGGGGUUUCGAAUGACUUAAAAAGAAAAGUACUUGCUUUCUUUUUUUAAAAAAAGAUCAUACAGUCUUUGAGUUGCCAAAGAUGCAGGCUUUAAAAUCUCCAUUUUGGAGAGAUUCGGUUCACUUGGAGGAACAACUGAGCUGGGAGCCAAAGCCACAUGGCUCCUUCUUUGCUUGUUCCAGGAAGCACAAAGAGAAAAAGACUGAGAAGCAGAGUAGGGGGUGGGGAGAGCAGAGGCUGCUGAGUGCCUACUUAGCCACACCCACUCUGGUAACGAACUCAUGGCUCAGGUUAACCCUUUCAUGCGUGCAAUUGUGAGUCAGUAACUGUAUAUAUUACAACAGAACCCUCUUACCGGAAGGGCCACUGCGAACCAUUCCUCAAUGUGAAUUCAAAAUCCUACCCAGCCCCCUAUAUGCAAAUGAUGCAACCUCAAAUAGCUGUUGGAAGCAAACGACACCUAUGAAUUUAACAUGUAUUUUUGAAAAUUUGAAUAGCAUCCGCUGCAGGGGGAUUUCCUCCCCUUUGGGCCCGAAGGAGGAUUGAUGGGAGAAAGAGUGUGUGUGUGUGUGUGUGUGAGAGAGAGAGAGAGAGAGAGAGCGCAAAAAUCACCUUAAAAGGAGGGAUUUUCCUCAGAACCAUAGCAGAAGAGAAAAGGGCUAAAUUUCUACUCCAUGCUUGCUUUGAUUCUCUCCCCCAACAGAUUAUCUUUGCAUUUUUAAAAAGAAACUUGCAUGUUCUAAAUGCAAAGACAUAUUUAAUGUCCUGCUUCUACCUUGAACAUAUUGCUAUCGUACUAAUAGUGGCUUCAGUUUUCUCCAGUCCUUAUCCAGCUGACACGACUUAUUUGAGGAAAUUUGACCAUCCCCCAAAUUCAGAAAGACAUUUACGCAAGCUAAAUUCCAUGUCUUCCCACCUGCACUAUUGGAAGGCAGAUACAGAAAGAUUCCUUAUGGCGAAGGGGUCUGCCCAUGUAAGAGCGGUCAGAUAAAAACUGUGGGCCACGUUCUAUUCCACUGUAGAUUUUAUACAGAUCUCAGAGCCUCUCUCGUGACCCUUUGUGUAUGAAAAGUACCAGGAAGGAUUCUGUCCAACCAGAAUCCAGAUGUCACUAGAAAUGUACAGCAGAUAGAUUUUGUGCAAUAGCCAUAAGUCAAAGAAAGCAAGAGAUUACACAGCUGCACAAACAGUCAUAAAUCAUUACAGCUUAUAGUUAAAUCUUCUUAUUCUAUUAUUUCUUAAAUGGAGUUCUUAAGUCUAUUUAAUUAGUAUAUUGAUUGUUAAAUUCCACUCUGAUCAUCUUUAUCGUUUUUGUAAAGAACUACGCAGCAAUUCUGGUUUUAGUAUGCUGGCUGUUUGGCCAUAAUAAUAAACAUUCGUUCAUUCACUUGAGUGAGGAGCCUAGCCUUCCUGGGCCCAGAUCCCAACACACGGCAUUUAUUUUGUUUUAAAGUCAUUCUUCUCAAAUAUAUAUGACAAACAUUAUCCUUACUCCAGAUUCUCUCCUUUCUGUGUUUCAGGGGUCUUAACAAGCAAGGUUACCAGUGCAGACGUAAGAAACUUUUAGCAUAUCGCGUUAUUUACAACUGCCAAAAUAGAAACUGCAGUGUUUCUUGCCCCGAAGAAAACCGAGAAUGCUUUAAAAAAAAAUUAGCAAGCCAGCCGUGGAAGCAAAGAGCGCAUGUGUAAAUGUGACCUACAAGAGCCGUGUCACCUCUCACAGACUACAGUAGGAAUUAAUGACAACAUUCUCUAUUGGUCUACUCUGAAGUAAGGCAAAUUGAGAUCAGUGGGACUUACGCCCAGGUCAGAAGGCAUAGGGUUACAGCUGAAAAGUGCCUAAUUUCUGGCUGGGUUGUGGGUCAACACACUCCCAUUUCAACUCUUUUGAGAAGCGUUCCAAACCUAAGCUGGAUCUCUCCUGUAAUUUCUUAUGAAAUUCUGCAUUUUGAGGCGUUUUCCCAUGAACCAGCUUCAGUCGGAAUUGAGACAAAGAACAGCCUGGGCAUGCUUUAAGCUACACAGCCUGUGUUUUGUUAAAUUCAAUCCUAAAAAACAGCGGGGAGCAGGCAGAAGCUACAUGCAGGUAUAUUCCUUCUGUGCAACAGAUUCUGGUUGAGUCUCCAGGUCUGAUAUUUUAGGGAUUUCAGCUUUUCCUUAGGGUCUCCAGGAAAAGUGCAAAAUCGCCAAGUGAUAAGCCAAAAUCGAGGGGAUACGCCACUUUCCCAUUGGCUCUGGAACUUUUGCAAUUUGCUCCACCCAGUCAGGGUGCUGGCUUAUUCCCACACAGGAAAGGUCCAUAUCCUCUCUUUAAGAAUGUACAUUGGCUCCCAGUAUGUUUCUGAGCACAAUUCAAAGUGCUGGCGCUGACCUUUAAAGCCCUAAAUGGCCUCGGCCCAGUAUACCUGAGGGAGCGUUUCUACCCCCAUCGUUCAGCCCGGACACUGAGGUCCAGCUCCGAGGGCCUUCUGGUGGUUCCCUCACUGUGAGAAGUGAGGUUACAGGGAACCAGGAAGAGGGCCUUCUCGGUAGUGGCACCCGCCCGGUGCAAACACCUUCCCUUCAGAUGUCAAGGAAAAAAACAACUGACUUUUAGAAGACAUCUGAAGGCAGCCCUGUAUUGGGAAGUUUUUAAUGUUUGAUGUUUUAUCGUAUUUUAAAUAUUCUAUUGGGAGCCACCCAGAGUGGCUGGGGAAACCCAGCAAGAUGGGCAGGAUAGAAAUAAAUUGUUGUUGUUGUUGUUAAUAUUAUUCUAAUGUCCAAUACUAUAUUUGCAAUAUUUGCAAUAUUUGCAAUAUUUCUCUUAUUGCUUGUGGCUGGCUUGAAAACGGAAUUAAACAAACCUGUGAAGGAUUAGGUUAUAACAGGGGUAGGCAACCUAAGGCCCGUGGGCCGGAUCUGGCCCAUUGCCUUCUAAAUCCGGCCCAUGGACAGUCCAGGAAUCAGCGUGUUUUUACAUGAGUAGAAUGUGUCCUUUUAUUUAAAAUGCAUCUCUUACUUCUUGUGGCCCUUCAACAAUGCUUUAUAUGGUUUGUUUUCCCUUCCCAGAAUGCAAUGCUGCCAUUCACAAGAAGUGCAUUGACAAAGUAAUAGCAAAGUGUACGGGAUCAGCCAUCAAUAGCAGAGAAACCAUGGUAUGUAUCUGAAUGAAGGUCCUUUUUGUGAAUCAGCUGAAGGCGGCAUGUAUCUGAAUGAAACUUCUUGUGAAUCGGUUGAGGGCAGCGUGUCUCUGAAUGAAGGAUGUUUUUGUGAAUCAGUUGACAACACACCGGUUGCCAAGAGUUUGAAAACACCUUUCCUCAUUAAAAAAAAAAAAAGGAUUGGAGAAAAUCAUGGGCCUCAAGGUCACAAGGGUUGUUAGGUAGAGACGUGCAGAUAGAUUUGGUGCCCUCUGCCAAUCUCUUUUCUUCACAACAACCCUGUGAAGUAGGCUAGGCGGACACAAAUGGGACUACACAGCCACACGAGGUGUAAACAUGGCGUCUGCGAGGAAUUUAAGCGAAUUCCGUAUGCAUGGUGCAAAAAAUCUCAACAACUCUGUGGGUGUCUGUCAGGAAUUUUACUUUUUGAACCCUACACAAGGGAAAGGAACGGCUCCAGAAUUUUUGCUGCCUGGGGCAGAUUAGAAAAUGGGGUCCCCUGUUGCAGUCCAAGUGCGUCGUCCCUAAGGCCAGCAAACUUACUUUGGCAGCAGAGACAGAAAAUCCCACCAGCAUCUCUCGCCCUCCCAGCAGCACUAAGAAAUGCAAUGCUAAUAACUGCAACAAUUUCCUAUAUUUUUGUGACAUCCAAAAUUGACCGCCUGAUGCUGUUGCCUCACUCUGCCUAAUGACAGAGCCGGCACUGAUGCCACGGCUGAAUGGGGUCUGAACUCACCUAUCCUGACCUAAGUCCUGUUGGCUCUCAUGAUGCCAUUGCCUCCGUGAGUUGCCUUGGGCAAGAUGUCGUCUUUCCUCUCCUACUCCAAAAUGACCUACUUCGCAGGCAAGCUGGAUAAAAUAUUUGUAUACAGCAGAGAGAGGGAACCUCCAGAUGUUGCUGGACAGCAGUUCUCACUUCCCUGACAAUUUGCCAUGUUGACUGAGGCUGAUGGGAGCUGGAGUCUAACCACAUCUGGAUGUCCACAGCUUUCCUGGUCUAUUGUGAAUGUUAAGUUGUGGGUGAUUCUCGGAGCUGGACCUCAGUGUGUGGGCUGAAUGAUGGGGGUGGAGAUGCUCCUUCAGAUAUACUGGACCGAGGCCGUUUAGGGCUUUAAAGGUCAGCAAUUCUUCAAACAGCUCUUGUUUAUUCACAGGCCAGAACAGAACUGAACUGAAGGGUUCAGUCAGCCUGCUUAUAUAGAGCUCAACUACAACGUAACUGUAACAAUUUUCUAAAACUAUCCAAUCACUGAACGUCACUUUCGAUCCCUUAUUUGCAUAACUAUCUACAGUAUCUCCCUGCUGGCCCAGGGUGAGAACUUCAGUACAUAACAGUGAAAGUGAGGGACAACAUUUGAUUACAGUCACUGCAGAACCCAUGACAUUGUUUAUAAUUCCUUGUUCAAUUCAUUUGCACUGGAACUGUUUGUAUUUGCAAAAGAGGAACUGUUUAAAGGCUUGAACCCCUUUAGUUUUGUAUGUAUUUGCAACACCAGAAGCAGGCCAUGUGCGUCCUCUGACCUCGUCCUCUCUCUCUCUCUCUCUUUUGCAGUUCCACAAAGAGAGGUUUAAGAUUGACAUGCCCCACCGAUUUAAGGUCUACAAUUACAAAAGCCCAACAUUCUGCGAUCACUGCGGCACUCUGCUCUGGGGUCUGGCGCGGCAGGGUUUGAAAUGUGAUGGUAAGUCCAGGGACUCAGCUAUAGAGCUGUAAAUAUAACAUGAAUAGAACGCAACCCGCAGCGGUGCGUCUGCGCACGCGCGGGUUGCGAUUCGCCACUUCUGCGCAUGCGCAUGACAUCAUUUUGUGCUUCUGCGCAUGCGCGAGUGGCGAAACCUGGCGGUAACCUUUUCCGGUACUUCCGGGUCACAACCUGAAAAAACCGUAUCAUGAAGCAAACGUAACAUGAGGCAUGACUGUAGUAUUAUUAUUAUGAGGAAUGGUUGAAGGAGCUGAGUUUGUUUAGCCCGGAAAAGAGGAGACUGAGAGGAGAUAGCAUAGCAAUCUUCAAAUAUCUCAAGGGCUGUCUCAUGGAAGAGGGAGCAUACUUGUUUUCUCCUGCUCUGGAGGGUAGGUCUCAAACCAAUGGCUUCAAUUUACAAGAAAGAAGAUUCCAACUAAAGAACAGGAAGAAUGUUCUGAGGAUAAGAGCUGUUUGGCAGGGGAAGAGACUCCCUUGGGAAGUUGUGGAAUCUCCUCCCUUGGAGGUUUCUAAGCAGAGGUUGGGUGGCCAUCUGCCAUGGAUGCUUUAGUUGAGUUUCCUGCAUUGCAGGGGGGCUGGACCACAUGACCCUCAUGGUCCCUUAAAGGUAAAGGUAAAGGGACCCCUGACCAUUAGGUCCAGUCGUGACCGACUCUGGGGUUGCGGCGCUCAUCUUGCUUUACUGGCUGAGGGAGCCGGCGUACAGCUUCCGGGUCAUGUGGCCAGCAUGACUAAGCCACUUCUGGCGAACCAGAGCAGCACACGGAAACGCCGUUUACCUUCCCGCUGGAGCGGUACCUAUUUAUCUACUUGCACUUUGACGUGCUUUCAAACUGCUAGGUUGGCAGGAGCAGGGAGUGAGCAACGGGAGCUCACCCCGUCGCAGGGAUUCAAACCGCCAACCUUCUGAUCAGCAAGUCCUAGGCUCUGUGGUUUAACCCACAGCACCACCCGCGUCCCCUCCAACUCUACAAUUCUAAGAUUCCAUGACAGAUUUUCCACCCCUGUUUGUAACAGAAGGGGAAACAGCAGAGGGAGAUAGGAGGAGAUAGGAAUCAUCCUUCUGAUAGUACAGUUCUCAGUGGGGAGGACCAGAGUUGAGCCUGCUUUCCUGGUUGCCACUUCUCAGAUGAGAGACCUACAGAGAACGUUAGGUAAAGGCUGGCAGCAGGAUCAGGUCAUUGAUAACCACAGUUAUCAUAAAUCAUAGUUUAACUGUGUGCUGGAUGAAAAAGAAAGAGCUGUUUGACAGUGGAACGGUGUGCUGUGCCCGGGUCUAACCCGUGAAACGCAGUCCAGGACUGGUCCAGAAUCCGAAGGUUCCACUGGGAGUCAGUCCGACAGGGCCAAGGCAGGACACGAGGCAGCAAACCAGGCAAGGACAGGUAUAGGAUCUCAGGCAGGAUCUGACAUAUGGCAAUGUUGCUCCCGCAACCUGGGGCAGGGUCCGACAGCCUUUUAUCUUUGUCGGGGUAACAGCCAGUCCUGAUCCCCUGGAGACUCACCUCCCUGUUUUGCCCGAAGGUGAGCACUCCUCCUGCGAGUACUCAGGUCUCUCCUUCUCUCAGACCUUACUCUCUGCAGCUCGGGAGAUGUUGGUGUGUUACUAGACCCAGCGGUCAUCUCAGCCUCCCCUGACCCAACUGGUAGUGGAGCAGCUGUAAGUGAUGGCCCAGCUGAAGGCAACAAGGUAAUCCCCGCAUCUGGAGCCAGGGCAGGCUCAGGCCCCUGACUUGGCCCAGCUGGUGUUUGUUGCAGGGGAACCUGUGCAGACUGGGACUCUUCAGGAUCAGGCCCCAGACUUGGUUCAGAUGAUGCCUGAGGCAAAGGAUCCGGUGCAGACUGAGACUCCUCUGGUUCCCAGUCCGAGCCUGAGUCCCAGGCCAUCACAAACGGUCUCCCUUGGGAGGUUCUAGACUCUCCUUCCUUGCAGGUUUUUAAGCAGAGGUUGGGUGGCCAUCUGUCAUGAUGCUUGAGUUGAGAUUGCUGCAUUGCAGUGGGUUGGACUAGAUGACCCUUGGGGUCCCUUCCAGCUCUAUGAUUCCAUGAUUCUGCAUACCAGUUUGUGGAAACCGCAGGAGGGGAGGGUGCUCUUGGGCUUGGGUCCUGCUCAAAGGUUUCCCACUGGGUGGCCACUGCAAGACCAAGAGGCUGGACUCAUUGCACCAUUGGCCUGACCCAGCGGGUUCUUAUAAUGUUCUUAACCUGCGGACUGGAUUCUCUUAACGUUGCCAGAACCUCACCUGUUGACUCCAUGCCUUCCUUGCAGCCUGUGCCAUGAACGUCCACCACAAGUGCCAAGCCAAAGUGGCAAACCUCUGCGGCAUCAACCAGAAGCUCAUGGCGGAAGCGCUGCAACUGAUCGAGAGCCGGCAGCAGGUGGGCAAGCGGCGUCGUUCUUUGGCUCCUCUGGGGCAAAAAAAGCACAGAAGGCUGGGAGCUUAUGUAUAUUUCUUGUACUUGCCACCUCUACAAAAGAGGAUGUCCCAUUCUCCCUGUGAGUUUAUUUUAGUUGGUUUGAAGUAUCAGAUGAAAUGGGGGCUGGAUUCCUCCCUUGCCCCUGCCGUCCAACUUUAGCAGGUGGGUGGGGCUGCCCCGCCUGUCCAUCAUCUGACGCCAACCUCAUUAUGACAUCGGGUGACAACUUCAAAGCAGGCCCCUUUACUGUGGGUGCCAAUCAGCUCAUUGGUGCCAGGAGAAACCCCUACCUUCAAAGGGCUUUGCUUCCGGUGACAAUCAGCUGACGGUUGGUGACAGCAAGCCAUUUGAAGUCCAUUUGCAAGCGAUUCAGAGAGAUGAUUUGGAGAUUGCUGGCAGCACCGAUCAGGUGACAAAGACGUCUAUUGACUAGGGCGCUCUUGAUGGUCCUGCAUGCAGGUUUCCUCCAAGUUUCUGGUCGCCAUGAUGGAGACUCUGCCCUACCUUCACUGUCAGAGGCAGCAAUGCUACCAGCUGUCGGAAGCCACAAGAGUGGCUGUUGUGCUCAUGUUCUGCUUGUUUCCCAUGGGCAUCUAGUGGGCUACUGUGAGAAUGCUGGACUAGAUGGGCCAUUGACCCAAUCCUAGAGGCUCUUAUUAUUAUUAUUUUACAGCUGGCACCUUUAAAAUGAAAUGAAAUGAAAUACGUUAUUGUCACUUGUACAACUUGUAUACAGUGAGGUUACACAAGCGCCCCUCACUCAGCUCUCUUAGUCUUAAUUCCCCUCGUUUACUGACGCACACCCACCAAACCCUAAAGUCAGUUGCCCUGUUGUUAUCUUUUCAUUCAGCAGCCUAACAGCCCACGGAUAGAAGCUGUUCUUUACCCUGUUGGUGCGACUAAUCAGGCUUCUAUAUCUUCUGCCUGAGGGCAAGAGAUCAAGAAAGUGCCGGCCAGGUCAUCUUUCCCUCGUUGGGCAAAAACUCAUCUUCUCCCCACGGCCAGCCCAACUCUUUGACAAGUUGCCAAGAAGUGUGUUUGUUUCUGUGUGUGAUCUGCAUUCUGGUUGUAGGGUGUUUUCCGUGGUUGUAGGGUGUCAUCUAUGGAUAAACUCCAUCGAUUGUUAUUUUUUUUAGUUUCCAAUCUUGUGCCCCAUGCUAGAUCCCACACUUGCACAGUGUCCAGCAAGCAUGCUACGUGAUUCAUUCCUUUACUCAUUUUUACCAUGAGGCAGGCUAGAAGCUUGCGGGAGUCAGAGAAGAUCUUGAGAGAAGGACCUGUGGAAAUUGUCUUCCCUGACACAGACCCGACGCCUGCUCUUCCUCCUGUGCCAGCACCUCCAGCAGGGAAAAAAGGUGCUGUAUUUUAUCGUUUGAGUAAAGGUAAAGGGACCCCCGACCGUUAGGUUCAGUCGUGACCGACUCUGGGGUUGCGGCACUCAUCUCGCUUUAUUGGCCAAGGGAGCUGGCGUACAGCUUCCGGGUCAUGUGGCCAGCAUGAUUAAGCCAUUUCUGGCGAACCAGAGCAGCGCAUGGAAACGCCGUUUACCUUUCCGCCGGAGUGGUACCUAUUUAUCUACUUGCACUUUGCUGUGCUUUCGAACUGCUAGGUUGGCAGGAGCAGGGACCAAGCAACGGGAGCUCACCCCAUCGUGGGGAUUCGAACCGCCGACCUUCUGAUUGGCAAGUCCUAGGCUCUGUGGUUUAACCCACAGCGCCACCCGCAUCUCAGUUAUCGUUUGAGUAGCCACCUUAUUUAGCAGCCUCCUUGGUCUAUAUAUAUAUGUUUUGGCUUUAAACAUUUACCUGCCAAAUAUUGAGAAAGGAGAUAAAACAGGGACCUGUACAAGACAAGGCCUGCAGUCAAUGGAAAGGAUGACCUCAGAAGGUGAUGGAUUCUCCCUCAGUGGAGACUUUUAGCAAAGGUUGGGUGGCCAUCAAUCAAGGAUUCUUUAACUGAUAUUCCCUUUAUUUCAGGGGUAGGACUAGAUGACCCUGAGGGACCCUUCCAACUCUAUGACUCCUGCACAGAGUUACUUGGGAAUAAGCUCCACAGAAAACAAAUGAAUCGCCCUUAGAUUAAUAUUGUUAUUCACGUUCCACCUUUCCUCCAAGGUGUUCAAGAUGGUGGACACAGUUUUUCCCCUCCCCCUUUUAUCUUCACAACAAUAUUUGUCAAAAUUACAAAUACCCAAAUACAGACGGUCAUUUACCCUCGCUAGAUUCAACGUGCUGCCAUCUGCCUUAUUGCAGGGCAGAUUCGAGGGUAAACCAUACAUGGAACGAGUCUGCCCCUGCGGCUUGAUGGAGGUAGAAACUGUCUCUCAUGUCUUGUUACGCUGCCGUUUCCACGUGGAUAUACACUCGGUAUUUAUCUCUCCUGUUAUACAGAAAUCUCCAAAUGGGUCCGAACUUCAAUGUCUAAAACUCCUGGUAGAGGACAAGGAUCUAGAGAUUACGCUAAGGGUGGCCAAAUUCUGUGUGACUGCCAUAAAACUUAGGGAACAAGCUGUACUACCAAAAUGACUAAGGUUUUAAAUGAUAAUUUUAGGUUAUCUUUUAGUGAUCAAGAUUUUAUAUGUAUAUUUUUUAACUGCCGCUAUAUCUGAAUUGUCUCUGUUAUACCCAAUUGCAAUUCAAUGUAUUCCUGUUGUGUUUUAUGAUUUUCCUGACCUGGAACCGGUCUGUGACCGUAAUAAUAAAAUUCUAUUCUUCACAACGACCUUGUGAAGUGGGUUAGGCUGAGAGACAGUCCCCAUCCCACAACCACCCAAGACUGUGUCCCAGGAACACAGCCGAGAGUGUCAGGUGGCUUAAGCCAGCCAGCCCAGCAGGAUCUGUCCCGGGUUACACCUCACCACAAAUUGGGUCGUUGGGUGGAGAGAGAGGUGCAAUGGGGUGCGUUCCCACAAGCAGUUAAGUCUCGUCAGUGCAAUGGGGAGAGCUCUUUCAGUUAACGCAACUCCACUGGGAUCCAUUGCAGAGCCUCAGGGAGUUUCCUGGGAAUCCCCUGCAGAAGACGUCCCGGGUCCCGAUUCCCCGGUGGAACUGGAACCAAGGAAAGACCUCCCUACUCAGCUGCCGAAGUUUACCAUAGAUGAUUUUGUUUUGCACAAAAUGUUGGGGAAAGGAAGCUUUGGCAAGGUAAGGAGCGAAAGCGAGAGCAGGAGACACAACGUACUGUUGGUGUUGGUGUUUUUCACAAAAACAAAGCCCUACUUGAAUUAAAUACAAAAUACCACAUGGAAUUUAUGGAUUACUGUACAGUGGACGCUCGGGUUGCGAACGUGAUCCAUGCGGGAUGCACGUUCGCAACCUGCAGUGGCAUGUUUGCACAUGCGCAGGUUGUGAUUUGGCGCUUCUGCGCAUGCGCAAAGUGCGAUUUAGCACUUCUGUGCAUGCACGGCCGCCGAAACCCAGAAGUAACCCGUUCCGGUAUUUCUGGGUUUCAGCGGUCCGUAACCUAAAAAAAUGCAACCUGAGGUAUGACUGUACAGUAGAACAGAAAACCAGGGUUGUAUUAACCAUUAAACAAGAGCAGGGAACCUCGAUCCACACACUUCUUGCUCUUGAGACUCUUCCUAGGUCAUAUUGCCUCCCCAGGCUACACCCCUUCUCCCCAGCCCUCAAGACUAUAGUCUGCACUCUCCUUAAGUGUUUUUACCUGGUUGGAAUGUGUCCCAGAAUGGGGAUAAUGUCUCUUGCUUGCCUGGGAGGAGGUGCGUGAGUGUACAUGUGUGCAUAGAACUCUCUGGCUUUUGCAUAGCUUGCAUGUAACUUAAAAAGGUAAAGGGCCCCCUGACCAUUAGGUCCAGUCGUGGCCGACUCUGGGGUUGCGGCGCUCAUCUCGCUUUAUUGGCCGAGGGAGCCGGCGUACAGCUUCCGGGUCAUGUGGCCAGCAUGACUAAGCCACUUCUGGCGAACCAGAACAGUGCACGGAAAUGCUGUUUACCUUCCCGCUGGAGCUGGACCUAUUUAUCUACUUGCACUUUGACGUGCUUUUGAACUGCUAGGUUGGCAGGAGCAGGGACUGAGCAACGGGAGCUCACCCCGUCACGGGGAUUUGAACCGCUGACCUUCUGAUCAGCAAGCCCUAGGCUCUGUGGUUUAACCCACAGCGCCACCCGCAUCCACAAUAAAACUGACACCUGUUGCUCCACUCACUUAUUCCUUCGGCCCCACCCACACGGCCUCUGAAAGCUCACCCACAAAAGAGAGUGGCCCUUGAGUCGGGAAGUGCUCCCCAUCCCUGCACGACACCUUGGCUACUCGCUUUCAAAUCAGUCUUUGCAAACAUAGGGACUAGAAACUUGAUAAACAUUCCAUCUGAGAUUUUUGGUUAAUUCUGCACUCAAUUCUGAAUUGCGCAUCUUUGCUUAACCUUGCCAUGAAUCGCAGCUUUUUGCUGUACCCCUGGAUUUAUUUAUUUUUGCCCAGGUCUUCCUUGUUGAGCUGAAGGACACGAACCAGUUUUUUGCCAUGAAAGCUUUGAAGAAGGAGGUGGUGCUGAUGGAUGAUGACGUCGAAUGUACCAUGGUGGAAAGGCGGGUCCUCUCUCUGGCUUGGGGACACCCGUUCCUCACUCACGUCUUCUGUACAUUCCAGACAAAGGUAACCAAUUUCUUUCCUAUUCACUCAGAAUAGAGAUUCUCAUACUGUCUGCCUUCAGGACCCACUUGAGAAAGUCCACCAGUCACAAAAUGGCAGCCAGUGGGGCAUGGUAUUCAGAUGAGUUUUAGUAAUACAUUGGUACCUCAGGUUACAGACGCUUCAGGUUACAGACUCCGCUAGCCCAGAAAUAUUACCUCGGGUUAAGAACUUUACCUCAGGAUGAGAACAGAAAUUGUGCAGUGGCAGCAGGAGGCCCCAUUAGCUAAAGUGGUACCUCAGGUUAAGAACAGUUUCAGGUUAAGAAUGGACCUCCAGAACGAAUUAAGUUCUUAACCCGAGGUACCACUGUAAUAAUAAUAAUAAUAAUAAAUUUUAUUCAUACCCCGCCCUCCCCAGCCAAGACCAGGCUCAGGGCGGCUAACACCAGGUAUAAAAACAAUUGAUUAAAACACAACUUAAAAACAAGAUUAAAAUACAACAUUAAAAUGCAGCCUCAUUUCAGUAGCAACUCAAAUCAAAAACUUUUUGAGGAUGAAAACGUCAAAUCUUCACCAAGGCCAACUAUCCAGACUGGCCUUCGUGGGCCAGAAAAAAAGCCAGGGAAGUCCCCAAAUAGGAGUUCCAUCACAGAAGGAGAAAGGAAAAAGGAUGGGCCGUCUUAUCCAUAAGCGCUAGGGGUGCGGGGCACCCGGGCGCCGGGCUCUCAGAGUCUGGGGCCCGAGAGUUGAGUCGGGGAAGAGCCCGCCCGUCGGUCGGAGCAUCGUGCAGGUUCUUCUGCUGCGGGCAGCUCUGCGCCGUGAGUUCGGGGGCGACCGAGCCAGCGAGACACUGAGGCGGCUGUCUGGCUCUGCAUUCCUGUGCGUCUGGGACUGGGCAACCAGGGGGAGGCGCCAAGCGAAUCUUUGCACGCUGGUACCGCAUAUGUUUAAGACAGCCCUGCCUCCAGGCACCCACAUGUGUGGGUUGAACAGACAAGGAAAUUUAGCUUAGCAGAGAUUCAAAUCCUAUCCUUAGCAGAAAAUGCUGGAAGCAUAGGAAUUCAGCUGGAAAGCAAGCUGGCUCCCCCUUUUCUUAACAAAGAAUCCUACAACAGACUGAGAAGUAACUUUAAAGUACACUUUACUUACUCAUACAUUCCUUGGUUCUCAGAUGCAACAGCAUUAAAAGCUAUACAGGUAAAAUACUUAUAUUUACAGUAGAAGCAGCCUCAGGCAUGUGCCUGAGCUGAAGCAACUGGAUAUCUGUCUGCUCCCAUAAAGAGGGAGAGAGAAAGGAACAAGAAAUGCUGGGUGCUCUUUCAGGAGAGGAGGGGAAAUGAUAUCACACAGAGCCCUCUCUAUCAAUUACAUGUCUAUGGUUUGGGUCCGCCUAUCAGCAAUACAGCUCUGUGGUCUUAACCCCUUCACAUGCUAACUAGCAAGAAUAUGCAUUAGAUUUGGUUGAUAAUUUCCCACAAUGAUAGACUUUUGGAGAAUGGGGUUUAAGAGCUUAUCCACAUUUCCCUUUGUCCCGUGAUUUAUUCCAUUUGUCCCAUGAUUUCUAGGCACAGGCGUUUCUUUUGUUUCCCUACUUUCUCCGGGAAAACCACCUGUAAAAUGGGUAUCAUAAAUCCUUUGGUUUCUCUUCAGAUUGUAUAAAUCUUUCACCUUUUAUCAUGAAUCCAUCCAUUUGAGUUUCCCCAAGAAAAAGCUGUCACUGAGGCAAUGUUCCAUUUCUUUUCUUGUGUCAUCUGUUGCCCCAAGACCAUUUCAUGAUUAUGAUUAUGAUUUUAAGCCUUUUUUUUGUCAUUUACUAGGAAAACCUCUUUUUUGUAAUGGAAUAUCUCAACGGGGGUGACCUGAUGUUUCACAUCCAGAUCUGCCACAAGUUUGACAUUGGCCGAGCGAGGUAAGUUGGGGUCUGUUUUUGCUGCACAUUCCUGGAGAGACAGAGAAAUUGCUCGAACGUACCAUCAGUGAUGUGGUACGGUCCUUGCAAGAGUAGAUCGUCUUGAAAUGCAUGAUGUGUACAGUCGGGAUCAUUGCAGUUUACUUUCUCCUUAGGGCCACAUUCAUGCCAAACAUUUAAAGCAGUGGUUCUCAACCUGUGCAUCCCCAGAUGUUGUUGGACUACAACUCCCAUCAUCCCUGAGCUCUGGCCUUGCAGGCUAGGGAUGAUGGGAGUUGUAGUCCAAUGAUAUCUGGGGACCCACAGGUUGAGAAAGGCUGGUUUAAAGCAUCAUGACAGCACUUUAAAGAGGCAUGGCAUUCCGCCCAGCAAAGAAUUCUGGGAGCUGUAGUUUGUUAAGGGUGCUGAGAGUUGUGAGGAGACUCCCAAGUCCCCUCACAGAACUACAAUUCCCAGAGUUCCCUGUGAAGUGGGAUUGAGCUGAGGCCAGAGAGGGCUGAAGACUGGAGUUGCCCAUUGGCAGCUCUUUACAGGAAUGUUCUCCAUUUGCAGGCUAUUUUUUAAAAAAUCUGGGGAUGUUUUCAAGCACACACACACAAACACACCCAAUGCCUGCUGAGGUGGUACAUUCCCCACCAAAGGGUUAUCCCAUGUUGGAGCCUCUUUCUGUUUCUCUCCUUAUGUAAAGGAUGCUUUUUAUUUAUUUUUUACUUCGUAAAACACACAUCAAGGACAGGGGGAACUAUCUGGGCAGCAUACAAAAUAAACAUCCCAAUUUCAAACAGAAAGUAGCAGGCAGGGACGCCAACCUGUGCUCCAGGUUAUGGGUGACCAAUGGCACCCAUGAGGUAAUGUGACAUCAUGACAUCAUGUUACAUCAACGUGCCGCAGAGGCGCUUCUGAGGCCUGGUAGGACCUCAGAUGUGACCGCCGAGGCCUCACGGGGCUUUGGAGAUCACACCGGAGGCCUGGGAAACCUCCGACACAACUUUUGGUAGAAACUGGAAGCCGCGUUGGAGCCCGCUCUGUGGGUGCCCAGCACCCACAAAAUAAUGUAUGUGGGUGCCCGGGCCCCAUGGCCCCCUAUAGUUGGCACCUAUGGCAGCACCCAUUGAAUAAUAAUAAUAAUAAUAAUAAUAAUAAUAAUAAUAAUAAUAAUUUAUUAUUUAUACCCCGCCCAUCUGGCUGGGUUUCCCCAGCCACUCUGGGCAGGUUCCAACAGAACACUAAAAUACAAUAACCUAUUAAACAUUAAAAGCUUCCCUAAAGAGGGCUGCCUUCAGAUGUCUUCUAAAAGUCUGGUAGUUGUUUUUCUCUUUGACAUCUGGUCGAACAGUUUUGUUUUAGAAAGCUGUGGUAAAAAGCUGUUUCCGUGGAACCUCUCUUUUGUUCGGCUGCUCCAGAGCACCGAGUCCCCAAAAUAAAAUAAAACACUAACCUGAAUCACAUGAAUGUAUAUAUAUAUAAAAAAACCUAGAUGGUAAACACCAACUGAAGAUUUAAAAACGGAUUGAGGCAUGAUUAAAACAAAUAGAACAAAGCAAAUAAAAUAAGCCCCGGUGCCCCGGGGAUAAUUUUUUAAAAAAUCAAUAUUGAAACCGCUUUAGGGCUUUGUUUGGAUUGAAGAGCGACUUGAAGUAAAUUAUUCAUUAGAGCCGGGUGAGCGAAGGUGACUUUGGGCGUAGAAAUCCGCCUGGCCUUCCUCUGCAAUUCCAGAGUUGGAUUUCUAAAAAACAUGGCCUGGCAAGAAUUCCACCACUCUGCUUUUCCGUGUCGCGAGGCAGGGUGGCAAAGGGAAGCCCUGGCUGAGUUUGCCCCCCUUGUGUGCAAACCCCCAAUGGCGAGGCUCUGCAAGAACUUCUGACAAGAGAGAAGUACUGUGACAAGACAGAAGUACUGUUUUGGGGGGACAGGAGGCAGGCAGGUGUGGAGGACUCCCUGGUCCUGAAUGGGGUAACUGUGCCCCUGAAGGACCAGGUGCGCAGCCUGGGAGUCAUUUUGGACUCACAGCUGUUCAUGGAGGCACAGGUCAAAUCCGUGUCCAGGGCAGCUGUUGACCAGCUCCAUCUGGUAGGCAGGCUGAGACCCUAUCUGCCCACAGACUGUCUUGCCAGAGUGGUGCAUGCUCUGGUUAUCUCUCGCUUGGACUACUGCAAUGCGCUCUAUGUGGGGCUGCCUUUGAAGGUGACCCGGAAACUACAACUAAUCCAGAACGUGGCAGCUAGACUGGUGACUGGGAGCGGCCGCCGAGACCACAUAACACCUGUCUUGAAAGACCUACAUUGGCUCCCAGUACGUUUCCGAGCACAAUUCAAAGUGUUGGUGCUGACCUUUAAAGCCCUAAACGGCCUUGGUCCAGUAUAUCUGAAGGAGCGUCUCCACCCCCAUUGUUCUGCCCGGACACUGAGGUCCAGCGCUGAGGGCCUUCUCAGUAGUGGUGCCCGCCCUGUGGAACGCCCUCCCAACAGAUGUCAAAGAGGACAACAACUGCCAGACUUUUAGAAGACAUCUGAAGGCAGCCCUGUUUAGGGAAGCUUUUAAUGUUUGAUGUAUUACAGUAUUUUAAUACUUUUUGGGAAGCCACCCAGAGUGGCUGGGGAAGCCCAGCCAGAUGGGCGGGGUAUAAAUAAUAAAUUAUUAUUAUUAUUAUUAUUAUUAUUAUUAUUAUUAUUUCCUUGAGGCGAAGCCCUUGCACGGCCUCACGGCUGCCCGGCUCCAUUACCGGGGCAGCAGCGGGUAUUUCUCCUCAGGCACCAAAAUGCCUUGGGCCGCUCCUGCAACGGGGCCUUUCUGGAGCGGUGCGCUUCUGAACUGAAGAAGAGAACUCUUAAUCCUGGGUGUAGAGAGCCGAGAAAGUUAUUGCCCCCUGGUGAAGGAACUCUGCACGUUCUCAGGAGCAUUCUCCCUAUGCAUCCCAACUGUUAUCUGGCUCAGCUCUUGCUGUUGCCAACAGUAAGGAGGGACGUCGCUAAGAAGGAAGAUGGCUGGCGGUGCCACUAUUUCUGCCAUUGUCACUCCUGGACUGGUGGCAAGGCUGUAUUCCGAUGGCAGUUUAAUUCCAUUUCCCCCAAAUACCUCUCCCCGCCACCCCUGGUCAUAGCACAUUAAUGUAGGUGUUUGCAGAAAAGUUAUUUGUCCUUUCCAUCUGACAAAAGCGGUAGGCUGUAGAUUCAUUCAGGACAGGAAAAAGAAAGUGUCCCGUAACACAGCACCUAAUUUAAGCAGUGGAACUCACUGCAACAUGAUUUGAGGAUGGCCACUGGCUUAGGGUGGAGGAUAGGUCUGUCAGUGGCUGUUAUGAAAUGAGGCCUCUAUUAUUGUUGUUGUUGUUGUGAUUAUUAUUAUUAUUAUUAUUAUUAUUAUUAUUAUUAUUGCCAUGCCUUUUUCCUUGAUGGGACUCAAGGUGGCUUACAGAUAAAAACAAUAACCACUGGACCAGUACUCUGUGGGGGGGAAGAUAUUGGAUAUUGGGUUAAAUAUGAACCAAUAAAAUUAAGCCCAACCUGUCUGAUUUUCUCAGGUUUUAUGCUGCUGAAAUCAUUUGCGGCUUGCAGUUCCUUCAUUCUCAAGGAAUCAUAUACAGGUAGGAAUUUUAUCCUUGGCGGAGAGAGAAAGAAUAAUACAAUCGUAGGAUUGCAGAGCUCGAAGGGACUCUGAGGGGCAUCUAGUUCAACCCCAGAAAUGCAGGAAUUUCAAUGCGGUUGUUGACAUCCGUCUGUCUCAGGAGAUAACGGCGGAGUGCACUUUUAGGAGAGAAGUCAAACAGCUGAAGAGUUAACAGCGCCUGCUGUGGCUGUAGAGACCGAGACAGGAGAGACAUGUUCUGUUGCAGCUGGGGCAGACGAAGGCAUCGGGUUGUGCUACUGCAGAUUCACCAGGGCAUUUCUUCUCUGUGUGCUCCUCCUAGCUGUCAUUCCUCCUCAGCUCUUCCCCACAAUACAACCCCACAAUACCGGGACUUGUACCCGAUACGACUUAACAAUUGUUCUGUGUACAGUGGCACCUCGGGUUACAUACGCUUCAGGUUACAGACGCUUCAGGUUACAGACUCCGCUAACCCAGAAAUAUUACCUCGGGUUAAGAACUUUGCUUCAGGAUGAGAACAGAAAUCGUGCGGCGGCAGCGGGAGGCCCCAUUAGCUAAAGUGGUACCUCAGGUUAAGAACAGUUUCAGGUUAAGAACGGACCUCCGGAAUGAAUUAAGUACCGUAUUUUUUGCUCUAUAAGACUCACUUUUUCCCUCCUAAAAAGUAAGGGGAAAUGUGUGUGCGUCUUAUGGAGCGAAUGCAGGCUGCGCAGCUAUCCCAGAAGCCAGAACAGCAAGAGGGAUUGCUGCUUUCGCUGCGCAGCGAUCCCUCUUGCUGUUCUGGCUUCUGAGAUUCAGAAUAUUUUUUUUCUUGUUUUCCUCCUCCAAAAACUAGGUGUGUCUUGUGGUCUGGUGCGUCUUAUAGAGUGAAAAAUACAGUACUUAACCCGAGGUACCACUGUAUAUACAGCACAUAUUGAUUAGAUAACACAUCUAGUCUUUCAAGAAAAGAGCCUUUUCAGAGAUGUUGCCUGAUCUUGCCUUGCAGAGACCUGAAGCUUGACAACGUUCUCCUAGACAAGGAAGGGCACAUCAAGAUUGCCGAUUUUGGGAUGUGCAAAGAGCACAUGGGAGGAGACGUCAAGACAAGCACAUUCUGUGGAACCCCCGAUUAUAUUGCACCAGAGGUAAGUGGGGCUAUUAGCCGUGGCAACCAAUGGAACUUCCCCAGACUAGAGGCAGAAUAUCUCUGAAUAACAGGGGUUGGGUGCAAAUGCAAGAGAAGGAUUGAACCUUUUCUGCCCACCAAUAAGCUCCCUGGAGGUAUCUGGGUGCUUGGUGUAGGGAAUGCAGUUGUGAUGGCCUGGGACUCGGGCUCGGACUCGGAACCAGAGGAGUCUCAGUCCGCACCAGAUCCUUUGCCUCAGGCAGCAUCUGAACAAAGUCUGGGGCCUGAUUCUGAAGAGCCCCAGUCUGCACAGGUUCCCCUGCAACAAACACCAGCUGGGCCGAGUCAGGGGCCUGAGCCUGCCCUGGCUCCAGAUGCGGGAAUUACCUCGUUGCCUUCAGCUGGGCCAUCACUUACAGCUGCUCCACUACCAGUUGGGUCAGGAGGCGGCCCCUGGGUCUAGUAACCCACCGACGUCUCCCGAGCUGCAGAGACUAAGGUUGGAGAGAAGGAGAGACCUGAGUACUUGUAGGAGGAGUGCUCACCUUCGGGCAAAACAGAGAGGUGAGUCGCUGGGGAUCAGGACCGGCCAUUACCCUGACAAAGAUAAAAGGCUGUCAGAUCCUGCCCCAGGUCGUGGGAGCAACAUUGCUGUUUGCUAGAACAUGCUUGAGAUCCUGUGCCUGACCUUGCCUGGUUUCCUGCCUCAUGUCUUGCCUUGCCCCUGUUGGACUGACUCCCCAUGGAACCCUUGGAUUCGGGACCGGACCUGGAGCACGUUGCCCGGGUUGCUCCUGGGGCCAGCACAGCAAUGCUCAAGGUCAUGGGGUAUCUUGUGGGCCUUCAGGUUGGACUUCAACCUUCAUCACCCCAGCCAGCAUGGUCAACAGGCAGGGGCACAGCAGGGCUGAAGCUCAGUGGUAGAAUCACAGAAUUGUAGGGUUGGAUGGGACCCCAUGAGUCAUCUAGUCCAACCCCCUGAAGUGCAGGAAUCUCAACUAAAGUAUCCAUGGCAGAUGGCCUUCCAGCCUCCAAGAAAGGAGAGCCCUUCACCUUCCAAGGGAGUCCAUUCCAGCUCUUACCAAUAAUUGGAAUCUCCUUUCUUGUAACUUGAAUCCAUUGUUUCAGGUCCUACCCUCCAGAGCAGGAGAAAACAAGCUUGUGGAGGCGGGUGUGGAGGACUCUCUGGUCCUGAAUGGGGUAACUGUGCCUCUGAAGGACCAGGUGCGCAGCCUGGGAGUCAUUUUGGACUCACAGUUGUCCAUGGAGCCGCAGGUCAAUUCUGUGUCCAGGGCAGCUGUCUACCAGCUCCUCCUGGUACACAGGAUGAGACCCUAUCUGCCUGUGGACUGCCUCGCCAGAGUGGUGCAUGCUCUGGUUAUCUCCCGCUUGGACUACUGCAAUGCGCUCUAUGUGGGGCUACCUUUGAAGGUGACCCGGAAACUACAACUAAUCCAGAAUGCGGCAGCUAGACUGGUGACUGGGAGCAGCUGCUGAGACCACAUAACACCGGUCUUGAAAGACCUACAUUGGCUUGCAGUACGUUUCCAAGCACAAUUCAAAGUGUUGGUGCUGACCUUUAAAGUCCUAAACGGCCUCGGUCCCGUAUAUCUGAAGGAGCGUCUCCACCCCCAUCAUUCUACCCAGACACGGAGGUCCAGCGCCGAGGGCCUUCUGGCGGUUCCCUCGCUGCGAGAAGCCAAGUUACAGGGAACCAGGCAGAGGGCCUUCUCGAUAGUGGCACCCACCCUGUGGAACGCCCUCCCAGCAGAUGUCAAAGAGAAGAACAACUACCAGACUUUUAGAAGACAUCUGAAGGCAGCCCUGUUUAGGGAAGCUUUUCAUGUUUGAUGCAUUACUGUAUUUUAAUAUUUUGUUGGAAGCCGCCCAGAGUGGCUGGGGAAGCCCAGCCAGAUGGGUGGGGUAUAAAUAAAUAAAUUAUUAUUAUUAUUAUUAUUAUUAUUAUUAUUAUUAUUAUUAAUUUCCAUGUGACAGCCCUUGAGUUAUUUGAAGAUGGCUAUUAUAAUCGGUCGCUUCUUAUCCAGGCUAAUCAUACCCAACUCCCUCAACCGUUCCUUAUAAGGAUUGGUUUCCAGACCCUUGAUCAUCUUGGUAGAGCAUCUGAUUAACAUAGAGAAGGUCCCAGGUUCAAAUAUCUGAAGGACUGCCACAUGGUAGAUAGAGCAAUCUGUGAGCCAGCCCCCGCGUGUGUGGGGAGGGCAUGGGCCCGCAACCCCACCUCCUCUCCAGUUCGGAAGUGGCUUUAGCUCAUUGCAAGGAGGCCAGCUCUUACUAAUAAGCUUUCUUCACUUCUCCAUCCCUUUUCCAUUAAAGAUUCUGCUGGGGCAGAAAUACAACAUGUCCGUUGACUGGUGGUCCUUUGGAGUCCUUCUGUACGAGAUGUUGAUUGGUCAGUCUCCCUUCCAUGGUCAGGACGAAGAGGAACUCUUCCAGUCGAUCCGCAUGGACAGCCCGUUCUACCCUCGAUGGCUUGACAAGGACGCAAGGGACCUUCUUGUGAAGGUCAGGUCAAGUAGAGAGGGAGGCAGGGAUGGAGGAAGGAUUGGACUGAGCAAGAUCCCUUUCUACAGGAAUAAUUCUCCCCAGCAUUUCCUCACCUUUUCCUCAUAUUGGUUCCUUUGCACUAAAUACGGUCAUUUUUCCUGAUGGAAUUUACUUUUAAAGAUAAAAUAAGAAUUUAUCUUUAAGGGUGUCUCCAGACUGCCUCUGUUUUGGGGUCACAGUGGUACCUCAGUUUAAGUACUUAAUUCGUUCCGGAGGUCCAUUCUUAACCUGAAACUGUUCUUAACCUGAAGCACCACUUUAGCUAGUGGGGCCUCCUGCUGCCGCCGCACUGCCAGAGCAUGAUUUCUGUUCUUAUCCUGAAGCAAAGUUCUUAACCUGAAGCACUAUUUCUGGGUUAGCGGAGUCUGUAACCUGAAGCGUAUGUAACCCGAGGUACCACUGUAUAUCGCCCUUCACCCGUAGAUCUCAGGGCAAUCCACAACAUAAAAAUGCAAGAUAAAAAGCACAAAAUACAUAAUAAAAACAAGAAGCAAACAACAGUCAGUGCUGUGUUUUUUUUUAAUUUGGCAUUCUUUCAAUUUCCAGCUUUUUGUAAGAGAACCGGAAAGGAGACUGGGAGCCAAAGGGAACAUCCGCCAACAUCCCUUUUUCCAAGAGAUCAACUGGGAAGCCAUUGAAGCGAGAGCAGUCGAACCCCCUUUCAAGCCUAGAGUGGUGAGAGAGAGGGGAAAAAAACCUUAACCUUUCUGAGUUUCUUUGCUUCUCUUCGCAACUAAAAAUGAAUGAUCCCUUGCAGAUCAGAGGGGAGGUGGUUGAGUUUCCUUGUUUGUGGACUCCAGAUAAUCUUACCAUGUUUAGACUCAUUUUUUUUAGAUUCAGAUAGGUAGCCUGGUCUGACGCAGUCAAAAUAAAAAUAAAAAUUUUUCCAGUAGCAGCUUAUAGACCAACUAAGUUUGUUCUGGUAUAGGCUUUCGUGUGCAUGCACACUUCUUCAGAUGCACACAAAAGCUCGUACCAGAACAAACUUAGUCGGUCUAUAAGGUGCUACUGGACAAUUUUUUAUUUAAUUUUUUUUAUUUAGACUUUUUGGUUUGCUUGUUUUAAAAAUUAUUUCUAUGCAACCUUUCAUAUACCGUAUAUAUUUUUAAAAAUGCCAGGGCAGCUUCAAGGGUGAUAAAACAGCGUUGAACAAAAAAGAUAUCUGAAAUAUACUCGGAGUCGAGUAUGGAUUUCAUGCUCUUUAUUCAGCUCAUAGUAGUGAGGAAUGCAAGUUCCCCCGAAAUGUCUGCUUUAUAUACAUUAUUUACACAAUGGGCCCCACAUGAUUGGCUAAUUCCGGGAUUCUCCUAUAGGCCAAUCAGGUUGCGGAUUCACCUAAACCUGGAGUUGGAUUGGGUGGCUCCUGCAGAUCAAUCAGACUGCUGCAUUCUGGAUCCUAUUGUUCUAGGACCAAUCAGACUGCUGCAUUUUGGAUCCUAUUCAACUCAGUACAUAACAAUAUCAAACAUCAGUUACAGUUGCAGCAGCGAGAGAAGCCAGGGGGAGGCUGAUCCAUUAGGGCAAAUGGGGCGCAACCCCACCAGCUUUGCCCAGCCCUCACCUGUCUGUCUUCUUAUUUACAACCAGUCCAGAAGGUGCUGCUGCUUGCCAGUUUUCUCUCAAGCUUGCCUCUUAUAGAACUCAAUAGCAGAGAGGAUGGGCACAAAAGUAGAGCUCAUUGGUUCUGGCGCCACCUACUGUUGGGCUCCUUUCCUUCUGCCCAAUGGGUCCCAAUGGCCACCGACCACCACUGCAGACAGGAAGAGCUUGGAAGAAUCACUAAAGGCUUGGAGGACUACAAAUUCCAUCACCCUUCAUCCUGGCUGGGGCUGAUGGGAGUUAGAGAGCCACAGGGAUCCCUGGCCCUGUUUUUAAAGGUAUAAGAGCAUCUUCUUAAUGCAGGGGCAGGUGCCAUAUUGCCCCCUCAAGGUUGCUGGACUCCCAUCUGCCUAGCCGGUAGUCAGAGAUGAUGGGAGUUGUAGUCAAACAACAAUAUCUGGAAAACGCCACAUUAGCUUAAGCAAUGUUUCUUAAACUUGGGUCUUUAGCUGUCGAUGGACUACAACUCCCAUCAUCCCUGACCACUGGUCCUGCUAGCUAGGGAUGAUGGAAGUUGUCGUCUGCUGGAGACCCAGGUUUGAGAAACAUUGUGCAACUCUCCCGAUUCCAUUUCUGAUGUUUCUAACUCCGUUUUCCCUCUCCCUUCUGCAAGAAAUCCCCGGGCGACUGCAGCAACUUCGACAAAGAAUUUCUGAACGAGAAACCCCGGCUGUCGUGCGGGGACCGGAGCCUCAUCAACAGCAUGGACCAAAACAUGUUCCGAAGCUUUUCCUUUACCAACCCCAUCAUGGAAAAGUUGCUCUCCUGA